AUGCUCGGCACAGACGCGGAAGGCUACGGAUACGGAGUCGAUCCAUUGGGUAGGCAAAACAGCUUAUUUAGAGUAUAAAGCCUGUUUGCACUAGCACGCUGUGCCCAGAGACCCAAAGGGCAUUAGUGUUAAACGACCUUUGAGAUUGAAAAUGCUACUCACAUAGUGGUAAUGCCAACUUCCCUAGCAAACUGUGAGGACUCCAGUUGUAAGGAAUCUCUUUCAACGUGUCGUUCCUAUGGGUAGAAUGGUAUUACCGACAAAGACAAAGGAGACCGGUGAGCGUCCCCCUCUACCAUUGUAUAUUCCCGACCGCAACCGACAAGACAACGAGCCAGUGGCUCAGGGGUUAGAGGCAUUGGACUUCUAACUGACAGGUCGCGGGAUCGAGCCCCAUGUGUUCCACACUCCGGGGUUUGGGCAGGACUGGCUGACCAGUCUCCCUUGUCUUUGUCGGUAAUGCAAUUCUGCCUUUACCAUGCGCCGCUGUGCGUCUGCUGGUUGGGCUCGAGAGAGAGCCCGUAAGGCACAACACACAUGUUCACUGCUCAUGUAAAGUCAAGUGUUUUUCUGAAGCAAUUAUUACGUCGUUCCCUUAUUAUCCCCUCUUUCGCAUUUUCAGUCAUAUUAAAGCAUAUAAUUUAUCUUAUAUUUGAACAAAUACGUAAGACCGGGACUUUUGCGGUUUUUGUUUGAAUGUACACAUAAACUAUUAUCCACAGGUUUCUUCAGCUGGCCUGCGAAACAAAUCACCUGUUAUAGAUCAGUCAGAGUAUUCUUUGUAUGUUACUAUGGGCCUUUACAGAAAUGUUAGAGAAGUAGCUGAGUAGCCUUGAAAUUUGAGUACGCGAAAGGGGGAUCGCAUAACAGAGGAAGUAUGCUUUAUCUGAUUUAUUCAGCGCAAAGGAAAUACCAAAGAAAACAAGGGAGACUAAGGCAACAACUUGUGUCUCAUUGUUUCAGUUUUUUUAAUUAAUGCGCGGAUAUGGAGUAACUUAUGCGGAGCAAGCAUUCUCAGGUAAUGCCCGAAAUUUUUACAUAAGCAAUAUGAGCUGACAUCCUUUAGCAUCAUCAGCAUAACCGCAUAAUAUUUGUAAGCUGCCCACAGACGGCCAGUAGUAUACAAGUACUGACUGCUUUAGCACAAUUACCGCAGGGGAAGUAGUUGAAAACCCAGAAAAGUGUUUCGUUGAUUUUGUACUGCUGCAUGGUGCAGCCUAAUGGGGUUCUUCUCAGCGCACCCCUUGUGUCUCCUAGUGCAUACAGCGCUUUUUGAUGUUAAACUACUUACCUUCCCCAGCGAUUAAUGUGCCAGUUUGAAGCAACUUCAUGUGAACAGGCCUUCUCAAGUUUUGGUUUUCUCGCCAGCAUCUCUCUGCCAUUCUCAUAGUUUGACUGGCAGAGCUUUUGACUUAGUGAUUAUCAGUGACCAACUGACCGGGGUCCGAAUCCCAAGCGCCUGGCUUGGAGUUGAAAUACGACUGGCUGGUGAUGGAGAGUAAAUAAAACUGCAGCCUUGUCCUGUCUUUCCUUCCUUUGUCUGCAUUCGUUUUGCACUACUGGUUGUUAGUGUGUAGGCGGCCGCCUGUGCGGACUCUUUAGUUUUGUUUUCCAGUGCACAGUGAAGCGUGCAUAUUCCGCUCUGCGACCAGGUCGAUAAAACCCUGCGCCCGUCUGUACUGAGCUUUCUAAAGCUGCAAUACCAGUGCUUUCCAAUCUAAAGCCCCGAGGGAGUCGAUUUUCCUACCCGGUGGCAGUCCGACGGUCGAUUUCGACGAUGUUCACCGUGAGGUUCACAGCAGGGUGAGAGCAGAUAUGGUGACUUCCGUGUGAGUUAGUGCAAACUGAUAGUGGGCUUUUGCGGACCAUCUACCGGGCUCUCUCCUCCUCACCUGGAUACGGCGUCAAUAAAAAGUCAAGGAGGCGGGAGAUAACGCAGGUGGCUGGCACGGCGCAAACCUGCACCUAGGCGUACGACCACAUCCCCCGGUCCACAGCAUACACUGACCAGGAUUUUAUACCAUAGGACAAAUAGGGGGCGGCACGGAUUCCGGUUGGCGCGGAAUAAACUGGACAUGCCACCACACCCCAAUGUUGGCAUUUAUUAUGGAUGCGCAUUCCUGAUAACACCGGCGGAAAUCGGUCUGGCCUCCGUGUUGGUCCAGCGAAUCUUUCGCAUGGUCCGUUUCAGGGGCAUAUUUUUUUAACUAACCACAUUUUGCCUAAUUUUCCCAAAGACAAAUAUGAUGCCUAAUAAGCACGGAGAAUCAAAGAACAAAUUCACGAACUAUUUAAGUAGCAACUCGUCUGAAUGGUAUGGAUAGUAGCGGUUAUUAGGGUUUCUAGUGAAGGACCUGUAUGCAACGUGAAAUGAGUUGGCUUACGACAUUGCUUAAGGUCUUUAAAUAAUAAGACUUCAUUUAAAUAAUAUUUUCUAUUUAAAACAUUGUUCGACGACCCCGUACAAUUUUCCAAGGGUUUCAGCACAUUUCGUAUAUGUAGGAAUGCUUAAGCUGACUGCAGUUGGCAGAUCCUGCUACGCAGUUCCAUUCCAGUUUUUUUCCCAGCCGGUGGUCGGAAACAACGAACAUUAUCCAACAGUGUAUUGUACGCUUAAAGUUCGAAAGCUGUGUUACUAGGAAAGCUUAGUAGGAACUAUUCGUCUCGGCUGGAAAUCUCGCGUCCUCCUGAGGUUGUGAUGAAGACGUGCUACUGAAAAAAGCAAGCUGAAGCUCGAAUAUCGCCGGAUCAGGGAGAGAGCAAGAGAAAUACGCUUUAUUUUGCAUGAAUCUCUCCGAAAUUUUCAGAAAAAAACGUCCACUGAUCACUGUGGAUAAGAAAUAAAUAUGCGAAAAACAUUAAUGCGACAUAUUGGCCGCAAACUUCAGUUGUCGCCAUCAUGGCAAAUACGGGGGAAAAUUUGCGCGCGAUUUUAGUUCCUUCAAUAUGGUACUGGCGCAACGCACAGGGACUUCAUAAUCUCAGUCCAAACAAAAGAGGAGAGAAAUCAGUAUAUAAACGGGUAGAAGGGGUCAACCGAAUUACAAUUGGGGAAAUUCUCGCGUGAAUAGACAGCAGGAAAGUGGCGGUUCAGUUUCAAGAGCCUACCCUAAUUCUGGGUUCAAAAAACCUGGUUCUGCUUCUCAAUAGGCUGGUCUUACCACAAUACUCCCCCUUAUCUGUUCAGAAUUACCGCACCUCUAUGAGUCAGCACAAAACCUUCUUCAUGAUUGCUUUGUGAUAAAGAUUAGGUGCGACUAUAAACUCACAGGUUAACGCCAGGACAAAUCAACACCAGACAUUUUAGGGCGUGUCCGGAAUUAUGUUACCUUCUUGUUUUUGUUCCAAUCUGGAGGACAUGACCUUUUGCUGUAUUCAGACGUGAUUAACACGGAAGUAACUUCUACUGUCCUUAGGUACAUAUGAAAUCAGAGGCAAGCGCUCGAAGUCUAUACCAUUAUAGAAUAAUUUGAAGCUAAAAGCUUGUAGAUGCCACUAGAAGAUCCACUAAACGCGCAAGAGUUAACUGUUUUACCCAUGUUUCCGCCUUUUAUGCCCUUUGAAGGAAGUACAUCCGGCCUACGCUUUUUCUGUUCUAUUUUAGGCCAGGGAUCUCCAAAAAGUCACUCCAAUUAUGGUCGUUUCGUGCAUGCAGGCGAAUCUCACGCAAUGGGCAUGCCGGCGGUUGUGAACGACGUGAUCGGUUGCUUUUUAGAGAUUCGAAAACAGCCCUAUGGAUCGGACCUCGAGGGCAACGUGUUUUGGGCUCACAAUGGCCAGAUCGUCAUCUCGCCCAGCAUACAGGAGAUAAGAAUACCAUCAGAGCUGGCAACUGAGAGUGCCUUCUUCCCAAGUUCGUCGAGACAUCAUCUACGGAUAAUAUUUAAUUUUCUUCUUCCUAUACAUUAAACUCGCCUAGCUUAUUCUCGCUGUUUCACUGAAAGAGUCCAACAAUUGUUAAGCUGUGGCGUCACAGCUUACAUAUUUUAAAACGGUGAAUGCAGGACGUCGGGCUACACCAGCAAAGUAAUGGACUCGAGUCUGUAUGAAUCGGCUGUUGCCGAAGUAACAUCUGGCGAAUAGUUUAAAAACAAGUACAGAGGAGACUGAAUCUGCUUUUUCGAACACCUUUGGUGUAGUACGGCGGUCACACUCUAGGCAAAAGGGGAAGGACCGGGGCUUUGAAACGAAUUGAACUACUUUAAAGUCCACCGCUCAAGCAUUAAGCCAGUGCCCUAAUGUAUUCUGUAAUUUUAGGGUCACAUAACUGACCGUAUGAUGGUUCCGUUUCCGUCAAGCUCGAGCAAAAUGUUUGAUCGCAUUUAACUUUCGAAAAGAUUUUCUCUUUACAGAAUAAUCAUAUAACGAAAUCGGCAAAGGACUUAGUCGAGAAUUUACGCUAAAACUGUCCCUUUUAGUGCCUUUAAGUUGAAAAUAAGUCUUCGCCUUUUUUAAUAAAAGUUAAGCUUGCCCUUUCCAUUUUUAUGGCUUAAAACAUCUUACUAUCUUUAAGCUAAUAAUCCACCCAGUUUUAGUUAGUUCCAGACACACAAUAAGUCCUAUAGCAAGCCGCAGGAUCACAAACGCAAGGUCACUCAUAUCGUAAUGUUUGUCAGCUGAUCCGCAAAUGAAUGGCUGGUACUGUAAAUAAAAUAUUUCGUUUCGUACUUAUAGUUUAUGGACUUACAGUGUUAAAACCCAGUAAAAAUUGAGCGGCAAAAUGCGUGUGCCACUACUCGAGAAAAGUACGUACUCCUACUUUUCCAGAAGCCAGUAUGAUUAGGAGCCCGUGGCAGUAAGACGAAGACGGGAAAAGUAAAUACCGACGUGUACUGUUGUUUAUUUGCGAAAUAAGCCUUUCUUAGACUAAAGUAAGUAACUGCUGUAAUGCCUUCGUCCCGUUUCAAAUCCCGCCCACCCACCCAUGCCUAUUCUUGCCCCUCCACACCUAGGUGCCUCACUCAAGGACGCUCGCGUGGCCUUCAACUUUGGCGAGGUUCCCUUCACUUACGCGCCUGAGGAGCUUACCGGCGGCCGCACUGAUUGGCUCCCUCCCGUCAUGGUACCCCUGCAGCAAGUGGUCCACAACGUGAAUGCUGGCUGGCGUAUUAACCAGUUUGAUGUAACCUCCCCGGCCGACCUGCAGGUGUCCGAGGACGGCCGAAUGAUCCAGACCAGGUCCGCUAAUGGCUGGCAUGGCUUCCGCGCCAACAAGGUUCGUGUUCGCGGUAGCGGAACACUGGGGAGAGGGGGGGGCAAUAACUGCUUUAUGCAAAUCACUUCUUAGGCGACCGAUGUCUGCGCAGUGUUCACGCGCCAACUUGACAGGGCCGCAAAAUAAAUCAGCAAAAGUGUGCGCGUUAUGUCAUUGUGUCGUCAGGAAUCACAAUCCAGACGAGACUUUAUAAGGCAGUAAAUCGUUUGGCGGGUGUUGACCGUAUUUUUAGUAUUUUUUGAGACAAAAUUGAUCUAUGCAUCACUUUGGAUGUCAACCCGAUAUCUUCAGCAUAUAGUAAAGAAGAUUAGCUGUUUAGCUAAUUAUGUUGACCUUUCGUGCGCCAUGAAGGUGGGAUCUUUAGAAUACCACGUACAACAGGUGGGCUAACUCAUGAAAUGUCGAAAGGAAUACGGAAAUGCGUUUUCGUUUCUAAAAGAUUACUUAAGUAAAAUUGUAAAACUAAUCAUCAUGCAGCAUAGUUCUAUGACGAUUCAGUUACCUCAGGAUGCCAGCUUUUAAACGAAUUUCUUUUCGGCUGUAUGCCAAACCUAUUUUGCAAAAAACGACCACUUAAGUAGCAUGCCUUUUUCUCAUUGAUUUUCGAUGCCCUUGAAAAUUAAAUUAUGUUUCAUAGGAAACAUGCAUAAAAAUAUUCAUUCUUUUGCUCGUUCGGUAGCAAAUUACGUCUUCUUGAAAUUUUAUACUUGAAAGAAGGGUAUUGUUCGGUUUUCAACAACUUUUCUAAUUCUCGAAUAAUUUUGAACUCCCACCUGCCGUUACACUUGCACCAAGGGUUAACAAACUACAAACCGUAUAUUUUCCGCGUACGGAAAACGGUACAUUUCUCCAAGGUAUUAAGAGGAGACCGUAUGGCGUUCAUAAAAUUUAACAGUGCAUUUGAGCUAUAUUGUUAACUUUACAAGCCGCAUUGGUAAAUACAGAGACAUGACGUUUUAUGAACGGUUAUUUCACGGUAUUAAAAAAGCUCACAAUUAGAAACUUUUUUAAAACCAAAUUAUACCCUUCCUUCGAGUGUAGAAUUGGAAGAAGAGAUGCUUGUCCACCGAAAGAGCAUAAGAAUGGAUCUUUUUAUGCAUGUUUCCCACGAAAUAUAAUUGAACGUUUAAUGGCACCGAAACUCAUUGCGAAAAAUGCCUGCUACUUAGAAAGCCAUUUUUUACAGAGUAUAGUAUAACAUAGUGCAUAGUUUAGUGCGUUCGAAAGCUGACAUCCUGAGGUAACUAAAUUAUUAUAGAAUUAUGCUGUGCGAUGAGUAGUUUUACAAUCCUACUUAGUUAACCUUUUCGAAACGAAAACGCAUUUCGGAAUUUCGGUUGACAUUUCACGAAUUAGCCCACUACUGUACUUCCUGCCAGAAGCAGCUCAUAAAGGCAGUGUCCUAAUCAAAACGGUCUCGAGUAAAUUGAGAAAUACUUUAUGACUAACUUGACUGUCGGAAGAAGGUAGUUACUGCUAACAUAAUUCAAUCGCCACUUAAAGUUAAUUACUAGCACGACGACCACAAACUGAGGGCACUACGUCUUACUCCACUAGUGCAUAAAAUAAUUCAUGCUUAACAAUUUAAUUCUGGAUAUUCUUUUUUUUGCUCUCACGACUUGUUGGGCAAUGAAAUGUGGGAAAGCAGAGGACGAACUACAUCUGGCAAAGGGGUAUGCACAACUUAAAGUAGGCGAGACGCAUUCAAACAGGGAGCAGGUUUUUGGACGGUUGCGCCGAACUGUGAAAACCCUCACUAACCAGCGAGGGGUAUAGAUUCGCAAGUUGAUCAUUGACAAACCGUUAUAAGGCUAGCUCAGGAGUUAUCCGUAGUAUCCUAGACAAUAAGUUCGAAUACUGUAUAAGCUGGUUACACAAAACAGGUUGCUGAAUGUAGGGAAUAUGGCCUAAGUGAUUUUGUUAGUUAGGUAGAGCGUCAAUUUUUAGUUACUGUACGAACCCUACCAUAUCGAUGUUCGACUGACAAUCGUCGCACCCGCUGCACCUAUCUCACUUGCAAAAAACCUGUCAGCUAAGUUGUAUAUCUUUUAUCGAUUUCCGACCCCUGCUAAAAAAGUAAACCAUUUUCUACAAAAGGGCUGACGAAAAGUUUACUCCUUAGAGUACUGUUUUACGGACUGCUUUUGUUAAAGUUGGCUAUAAAAUGUGUAGGAUGUUUUGGUAUUAAUAACGCUCAACAGAUCGUACUUUUAAAAAUGAUUAACCAUUUCAUAUGAUCUUCAGUGUUCGGGAUUGCUUCAUGUGCACUUUCUCAGAAAUCUUAUAGUUCUAUCCAUAUUGCCAGGGAGUGAAACGCUAAUGUUAAAAAUAUUUAAAAAAAUAUUUCAAUAAUUUAUGGACUUCAUAAGCCUCCUCAAUUAUUUUUUAAAGUAUACACAUAUAUCCAAGAGGAUGUCUCUGGGACUGUCAAACAUGACGGCCCCAAAGGAUCAUCCCAGUCUCCCUUGUCUUUCUCAGCACCACCUUAGUAACCUUUUCAACCCUAAGUCACUAUUUACGGAAGCAUAAUAUUCAUCAAAAUGACUGCAGUAAACGGUUUCUAGGACAAAAAACUGUAACUGAUAUCGAAAUCCAUGCCAAAUCUGUACAUUGCGAAACACUUAUUUUUUGCGAAUGAGAACGAUAAGGGGGUAGGCAGGCCCCUAAUCAGAGAGCAAGCAUGGCGUGGGGGUAAGGACGAAUUCAUGAUUAUGGCCUAUGACCAUCAGUUUUUCGACUCCACCCGAACAAUCUUUUACAUGUGGGGGUAAAUUUACGGAUUUGGGCCAAUUUUCACGAGUUCUAGAGACUAAACUGCGGUCGAAACAACUGUUGACCUCUGCGAGUUCCCAUUCGUUCAAAUCAAAAAGAGAUUUUAUGAACUAGCAAAAAGGAAGACAGGCGAGUUUCUCAUUAAUAUUCCUCAUUCGAGAUUAAAUGAAGGCGCAGGACAGUAAGCGUUUUAGCGUUAUCUUACACUGACCUAGUACCUGUUCCUUUUGCAACUAAAAGGUUUUGUUGUGCAAAUUUUAUAAAGCCAUCACAUAUAUAUUGUUUGUAAAUUCGUACUGUUUGUGGAGUGUCUAUUGCAAGCAUAGUAGACCUGAGUGACUAAACGAUAUGCACGUUGGAUGUCACAAACAGGCCCGACUCCUGUUUUUCUUUAAAUUCACAUGUUCCUUUCUAUCUCGUACCAAAUUCCCGGAAGACAAAUUUAUUAAAAGAACUAAAGUAUAUAAACGCUUAUAUCUUUUUUGGGAUAAAAGUUGCCCUUAUCGGACGUCGAUAAUGGAUAUUGCAUGCGUAACGCUAUCAUAUAGAGGUUUUGCCUUUGAUAUUGCGGUGUUUGCGCAGCUAUACACUGACAGGAAAGAAUAAGCAUCCUUUUUCUGCUGUUUAAUUUCCGACGAUGAAUAAAUUGCACGAGUUGAAUCGAUUACAACCCAUUUAACCGGUUAUCCGGCACCUACAUGUGUCUUUUUAUCUGGUCAGCUUCAAUGGACGCUUAUUCCAGUUUUUUCUCCACAGGGAGUCUUCGGAUCUGGAAAGUACUACUAUGAAAUAGAACAGGUAGAGAACUCCGGCAUGGCUCGAUUUGGCUGGGCUCUCCAGGAUGGCAGUCUUCUCCUAGGAACAGACAAUAUGGGCUACGCAUUUGGAGUCGGACCCGAUGGCAGUCAGGCUCGCAAAGUCUUCAACGGUCUUUCAGAACCCUAUGGAACGGUAGGUUAUAUUCAGACUAUGUGGCUAUUUCGUUAGUCAAUUCGUACGGCCCAUUACUUACUCUGACACCCACUGCUCUGUUUUUGAAAAAACUCAUUGCUUUUUCCCAUUAUGUCAACACCUCGUUGUUAUACUAAAUUCGGUUCUGCUCACAUAUCGUUGGCUGGAAAGAAAGCUUACUUGCGUUGGCUGGUCGGGAAAAUAUGUACACGUUUUCCUUGGCUGUAAACGGUAGAAAACGAAAUGUGAUGACGUUAUCGCAUUGAGGUUGAUGGAUUCCGGCCCAAAGAUUGACAUCAACCUUCGAACCGCACCUGAAAAUGCUUGUCCCGAAGGAUUUGCCCCAAGUUCGCACACUGAUUUUUGGGAAAAUUAAAAAAAUCGAAGCGUACUAACUGUUUCUCCUCCAACUUUGCCGUUCAAGCAAAUAACAUUUGCCCUAUUCGGUUGAUGCUGUAAAAUGAUAUAUUUCAUGGGUUUACUUAAGUCUAAAAUCGUUGAAAAGGGCAAUCCCUGGUAACUAUUUUUAUCUGGAACGAGAUCUACAGAGACGAUGCUGUUGUUAUUCGACAGGGAACUGUGAAAGCGGAUAGCGGUAGUCCAACCGGACGUUGAGCAGGUAGAACAAGUUUGAGGGUGGAAUACAACCAUUCAAAGUACAGGGUAGAAGUGAUCAUCCUGUGCGGACCCAGAAUUUCAGCUGCUAAAUUCAACGCUCCAGUUGAAACAGGCGACGCAGCGGGUUACUAGGACUGAGUGAUUAGUUUUGGCUGCGGUCGGAUGAGCCGAGGAUAGGACUGAUUUGUUGGUUACCGUCCAACACACGGCUGAGAACUUUAGUGUGUAUUCGGAGGGUGGGUCUUUGGCGCCAUCAUUCACAUCUUGCAGAUGAUCGACGUUGCUUUGUUGUCAGACAUCAUCUCACGCACAUUUUGGCCUGAAUCUUGGAUGUGUCAUAUACCGACCUAAUGGAAGCCUCCGAUUUCUGAAUCAGGGAACCAAAAAAGAAACGGGUUUCACAGAAACGCUGAAUCCGAUGUGCUGAAUAUUUCAAAGAUUUGCACUGGCGAUGCAGGGGGUUGAUGGAAGUCUAACUUCUUUUGGGCAAAGUUGAACCUAAUAACUGUUUGAAGUAGGAAUUUUCUGCUUUGAAUCUUUCGCUAGCACGUACGGAAGAGAUCCAGUUGUUUGUAAGCCGAAGCCAAAUGAACAACGGCAUAUAGUGAUAGAUUGAGUUCAGGCCGACGUAAAUCGAGCUAGCUAACUUCUGAGUUCAGACUCAGUUCUUUGGGCACCCCAGCCAAAUAUAUUGACUUAACAUACAGUAUUUUUAAUUCGCCAGCCUUUCCGAGUGGGCGAUGUAAUCGGGUGUUUUCUGGACUUGGACAAUGGUAUCAUUCAGUGGUCGCUUAAUGGCAAUGCGUUUCCGGAAGCUUAUCGAAUGGAUCACUCCUUCAUCGCACACUCCAAGAGCAUUUUCUUCCCCGCAGGAUCCCUGUAUAACACAACUGUCAGUGUCAACUAUGGCGAUCGUCCCUUCAAAUUCGAGCCAGCGGUAAGGCAUUUUUCAAAUUGGGGGCCAUUUUAGGCCCUCAAGGUUGAGGUGCGAUUCAUUAAACCUACUAGAGGUUCCCUUCAAUAUGCACAGAUAUUUGCGCCGAAGAAAAUUUUUACUUUUCACAAGAGGAGGAACUUUUUCAGAUUUCCUUACCUCACGGAACUGUGAUGUCAUAUAAUAAUGCCUAACAAUUAAAAUCCGAUAAUAACUUAGCAUCCGUAUGGUACAUUUACACAUGUACAGAACCGAACAAUCAGUGAGAAAUUGAUACGUUUUGCAUGCAGAAUGCUGCAGGCCGCGCGAAGGAUUACCGAGGGGAAGCCUGUAUGCAACCUUGCGUGAUUUAUUGUGUGAUUAUUUGUCGUGGUUGUCCUCGAUGUAUUUUACGUUGGACAAUUUUUAUCGUUUGAAGGCCAACUCGACGGACCAUUCGUGAUAACAGUAUAUUAGAUACUGAUCACCAUUCUGCAAAUGAUCAGUAGCAGCAACAAUUUGCCAGCUGCGACACAAAUUGACUUGUCACAUGACGUUCUACGUAUGACUAGAAACUCACCACGGCAUUGCAGCCACAAACGGGAUGUAAUCUUACAGUUUCGGGAACUCUCCAGAGCCAAUGAGUAUUUUUUUAACGUUCAUUGGGGGAGUCGAGUGACUGAAUGGAUUGAAGUGGGCAAGCCGACCACCCUAGCCCGCAGUGGAAGAUGCUGUAAAUGAAGGGUGUAUCUGAGGCCUUGGUUCGCUCCCGCACGCCAUUCGCAACUGGCGUUGUCCGCGGACCUGGUGUAAAACUCUGCCAGUAGGUGAUUUACGCAACAGACCUAUGCUCUAACAUGUAGAAGUCAUCCAUUAUCCACCGAUUUUAAUGAACUUGCGGGGGGUGCAGAUGCCAUAGAAAAAACCGUUCGACAGGCGCGGACGCCGACGAAAAAACCUCAAUUGGCUGUUCGAAGACUAGACCUGAAGUCCCAUGGGACAGCCUAUGUCGGACGCAUAGAACCCAUCUUCAAAUUUUACGCCAUUGAGAUGGCUGGCCUAGAUGAGGAUCUCACUUCAAGGCAACUAAAAGUAGUCUAGCUAUCUCCUGGACGCUCAGAUACUUGUUACAGUAAGCCGCCUUCUGUCGACGCUGUCAUGUGCAAGAACUCGAAAGUGGUACUCAGAGUGUGAAAUUCCCCAGGCGUCCACGGCCAACAUCAACAGGGCUGACACGGACUACAGCGAAACGGUGGACCAUCUGCCAUUCGAUUGGCAGCAGUGAUCUACGCGUAUGACGUUUUGCGUAAACCGUCCUUAGAUCUUGCCAUGAGAGCCGUGCACAUAACUCUUUAGUCCUUAGUAGCUGACGUCUCUACUUGAGACGUGAAAACACAAAUCCACUUCUCCCAGUGAGCGCCUCUCCUUUUUCUGCUGUUUAGGCAUUUCGGUCAACAUUCCUUCGAUUUCGACGUCUACUCUAGCAUGUUUGAUUUUAAGUCUCGAUUGCGAUUGUGUAGCCCUUGGUUUCAAGCACCAACUCUUCCGUUUACUUCUGACCGUAAAAAUACUCACAGUGAUCGGGAGACCACCGCCACUGACGUCAGCAAAAUUUGUUGACAACUUCGAUUUCCAGAAUUUCCUUUGCAAAAAUAAAGUCUUACACAGGAAAAAAUACCAAAAAUACUGUAUUAUUGCUGGUGUCCACGUGACGGCCUACAAGGUCUCUAGAUUGAGCCCCAAAGCAUAACGGAACGAGGAUAUCUCCUAUCCUGGUCGGUGAACGUGCUUCCCCAACAGAAUAAGACCGAAUGUUAUUGCCGACAAGGACGAGGGAGACCGGAAUGGCCAUUUCUGACAUAUCAGUCGUCGUCAGCCGGUCAUACUUAAUUCCGAGGUGUAGAACACCUGAAGCUCGAACUUGCGACCUUUUAGUUAGAAGUCCAACGUCUCUAACCAUUAAGCAAUGGGCUCGCUCCGUAAGAACGAUCGGUGAGCGCCCCUCCAGUUUUGUAUAAUCUCGAUCGAAAACGACAGGGCAACGAACCCGUGGCUCAUUGGUUAGAGAUGUGGGACUUCUAACUAACAGAUCGCAAGUUCGAGUCCCAGAUGUUCCACACCCCGGGGUUGGGUAUGACUGGCUGACGACGGCUAAUAAGCCAGAAACGGCCAUUCCAGUCUCCUUGUCUUUGUUGAUAGUAACAUUCCGCCUAUAUCAUGCGCGCUGUGCGGCUGCUGGUUGGACUCGUGAGAGAGCCCGUAAGGCACAACGGAACGAAUGAGUCCCGUUAGGACGAUCGCUGAGCGCGCAUCCACCACAGAAUAAGGACUUGCGGCAAGUCAAUUCAAAUGCUAGUGUUAAGCUCCUCUAUGGAGGUAGACCGUUAGUUAUCUAGCGUAUAAUUCCCCCACGUGGGACAUUUUGGAAAGCCUGCAGCAUCAUGUGUGACAAACAGCCAGCUGCUAUGAAUGAGCAAAGAACAUUGAUAGUUUCGCUUCAAAACCAAACGAUUUUACCGUAUAUAUUAACACCCUUUUUGGGCAACCAUAGAUACGACGAUUUAUAUUCUUUCCUCUCCUCCCCUCUCAAUUACCAGUCGGCAAGGGCCUUACUAGAUUCCCGGGAGUCCUAUAAAUCUGUUUAUUAUUAUCAUCAUGGCGAAAGUACACGUUUUCACUUCCUUGGGGUAUUUUCUGCGUUUAUCCCUUCUCGGGCGCUACCUUGUAACUUAUCCCACUUGUUGCCGACAUAUAUCGACUUUAACGAAAGUUACGUUCUCCGCCUCCGUAAUUAACCAGGGUCACCUAUGUCCCUUAACACGCAUUCUGUCACCUUAAAUUAGUGGGCGAAAUCCGUUUCCCAUCUUCUUUAAGCAAACGCAGCGUGGGAAGCCUAAUAUUUGCUUCCCGGCGCAUGCUUCGUACUCUUUGAAGUUUCCCACGGACACAGCCCUCUUUCGACGCGAUUUUAAUGCGGAAGAAUAGGCAGGAAUAACCGACAUCAUGGGUAGUAAUGCACACGUAGAAUGGUGGUUCAUCCAAUGGGUGGAGUACGUGGUGUUGCCCUGUAAUUUGGCGCAUUGUGCCCUCCCCCCCGCAGCAGGACUUGAUAAAUAUUAGCUAAGUUAUCAAAAAGGGCGAACUGCGUAGACGGCUGACUGUGUCUGAGUGGGUCGCAUGGAAACGGGCAGCGUGACGUCAUACCAUAUUACUGCGUAUCUUCCUAUUGGCUAGGCUGUGGCGUUCUCAAGUUGGGUUAUUUUUAUGUCAUUCAGUCACGAAUGAUGCGUAAAGAGGACGUCGAAGUUCAUGAUAAAUCGGCGUAAAUUCCCAUGCACGCCGUCCGACGGCGACAGUACUUAUGUAUUGUCGGAAUGUAGACGGACAUGAAACGAAAGCUGCGGUGUGCAGACUACUCAUCGACGACCUUCCAAACCAAAUACAACGUCUACUACCGGCUCAAAUUAACAUAAUUGACUAACGGCAAUGAUGGCAUCCACUAGAGUCCUGUUUUAAGGACAAUCUACAAAUAAUCAGCAAAAACUCCCAGACUGUACCAAGUCUGGCCAACGUAUACGAUCGUGUUUGCAUUCUGCGCCCCGUUUUUCGAUGCACUGCUGAUGUCUGGGCGGGAUUUAGAAGGCGCAUUUUACCACUAUUUGGAGUUGGCGUUCGAGUAACAGCUUUUAUUUCGAGCUAAGGUUCAUCAUCUCUACCAAAGUACCACCACACACGACUCGGUAGUACCCACCAUUCAAGAAAUACACCGACAGCCCUACCGGUCUGAAAUAACGGGAUGAUUUCUUCAAGAGAAAUUUUUACCCUAGAAGGGUACCUUGCCACUCGAAUUACCACGACGCCUUAAAGGAAAAAGGAUUAAUUACACCAAGAGGACAUCGAGUUAUUGACUGGAUUGUAGGAAAAUGGAUUUUUACAUAGGUAGGAAGACGAGGAAGAUUUUUAAUUCAUCCCAGAAAUUGGCUUGCCAGCGCACAGCGCGGACCUUAGAAAAAAGUCUAGACAUAUGUUUUGUCGUUUUUGUGUCGCUUCAUGAUGGGAAUGUCAGGAGUUCAGCCGAUCACUGAGUUCUGAGUGUCGUCUUUGAAAAUACUUUUCCCAAUUGAAACCGUCUCCAAGACGUUCGGUUGUACCGUCCAGUAAGGUAAGGCGAUAUUGGAAAUGAUAAACACUACGGGACACCGUAUCGAAGCCGCUGGAGUUUCAGUAUUUUGCAGCAAGGCUGUAAAGCACGUGUCUGAAGUCGCGCCUAUUUUGGAAAUAACAGAGGAAUGGCUUUCAUCACACAGGCCAAGAUGCUCAAGAGCUGCUGAAAUUCCCGUCAAAAGUAAAUCCAAUUAAGUCAUAGCUAUUUUAGACCUCUUCAAAAUUCUGUUCAGGUUUUGCCAGCCAUUUGCAAACGUUAGUUCCGCAGAGGUUUUUUUUAUUGCUUUUGUCUUCCAGUUAAGUUACAACAGCCAGUCGGAGUUGGAAGAGUAGAGUGGACAUCGAAUAAAACAUCCUCUAACGACAGCUAAAUGUUCAGAAAUAACAUUUAGAUAAGACUGACUUAUGCGGCUCACUUCCAGUGAAAUUGGGGAUGGGUUUGAGGUUAAGGAUUGGGUUUUAGGCUAGAUUUAAAGAUAGCGGCAAGGGAAGUCAGGAUCAGGUUUUGGGUUAAUGUGGGGGGCUAGUGUUAACUGCAGAGUUAAGGUUUAGAGAAGGGUUAUAGUUAAGAUUAGGGCAACGAUUUAUUUUUAUAUAAGGCCUGUUGUUGGGGUCAGGAUAAGGUACUUUUUUAUCCUUUCCGGAAUUAUGCGCAGGUUCAUCUUUAUAACUUGGGCGCGGCGUUCCUAUUCCCAUGUCCCGUUUGGUGGGCCACAUGAAUAAGUCCUACCAACCUUCCUUUUUAUCAAAAUGUGACAUUUAUUGAGCUAUGUGAUCCAAAACGGUAUAUCCGCGUUGGAAUUCUACCCCCGUCAGACUCAAUUUGCACAAAUAUAUUUAUGACUCAUUCAUUCGAUCGGCAGAUAGCGAUGCUUCUCAACAAUGAAUUAAUAUAUCAGUCCUGUUUAGUUUGCUGCUAGUUAAGCCCCCGAGACACAUUUAUACCCUGUCGACAAUUAAACUGAUCAUUUCCCUUGUAAUUGUACAGGCCUGAUGAGGAAUUACCGAAAGCAUAUGCUAGCCAAUCGACUUUUAAAAAUUAGCCCUUUAAUCCUUAUGAUGAUGGCUUGCAAGCCGUGGUAAACGGUCAUUCCAAUGUCUCCAGUCAACUCGGUAAUAUUCCUCGGCUAUUGAAUGCUAGUCGUAAUGCGUCCGCUUGAACUGACUCCUGACUUUCUCCACCAAAUCCAAACAAAAUACUAUUUCCAUACUGCAAUCAGUAUGGCAAGGUAAACAUCGCUGCCAUGUGGCUUUGCAUAUUCGCAAUCUCAACUGCUGAAGCGUGAUUCCAACAUUUCGACUUAUAGGAACGCUUGGAUUAUUCGCUUACCAAUAAAUCCCAACGAGCCAUUCAGUUCCUCAAGUCUUUGUAACAUUCCUUGGAUUAUUAUAGAUUUGGAAAAACAUGUGAACGUAGAACUUUAAAUAACGCAUUGACGACACCUGAUAUUUACCCGUCCAAAAAUGGGUUUACCAAGAUGAAUGAAAUGCGUAAUCCCUAGGAAUGUUGCCCACUUAUUAGAAUUUUCCAAAAUAUACGGUUUUUACUGGCGCAUUAAUUUCGAAACAACUGCAAAAUAGGCUACUUCGAGAGAUUAAAAUUUUCGCAGCAAUACAUAACCUCCAAACCACUAGUUGUUCCCUUAGUAUGUAUGUUUUUAGAAGAAUCAUGACCAAAACAUUGAAACCGUUGUUUCUCUAGCGUUUAUAACGACGACAGUUAGCAAAACGUUUCAGCUCAUUAGUUAAAUUCGUCGGUUUACAAAGCAGGGAAAUGUCGCACGUAUCUUAACCGAUAAAAAGAGUUCAUUUAUUACCAUCCUCGCGUCCGGCUAGGCAAGGUAGAGCAGUUUGGAUCGCUGUAGAGCGAUUCGGACCAUUCUUUCCAUGUAGUUAUUAAAAAGGCUCACCUUGUACCUGUUUCCACUUGUUUAUCGGCAACUGAUUGUUUGAAACUGUCAUCGGUAAUCAUUUCAUUGAACGAGUGGAACAUUUCCAUCCGGCCCCAUUUCUUCUAUUGAAAUGUGAUCGAGUUGCGGAGACCGUGUUGUUUGUUUGGUCUUGCAUUUAUUUGCGUUACGGUUGAUACUGUUCCGUGGUGGGUAGUAUGGCAAAGGUAGCGGAGGUGGAUCGCCUACUAACCAUUUUUCUUCGAAAUCGCGUUCUGCCAGAUGCGAAACCAAACGCCAGCUAUCUUUACUACAUGUGUCAACACUCGCGCAGAAUUUACCAAAAAACAGGACUAUGUUCAUAAAUAGGAAAGAUUACUCAACUGAGUCUAGAAUAUAACUAGACAUAUAACAUGGCCUCGAGUAAAUUCCUACAUUGUGGCAUGCCGGAGUUCAAUAUACAGCGGUAGAUGAUAUAGGUAGAAUGUUAUAACCGACAAAGACAAGGGAGACCAGUCUCCCUGGUCUUUUUCGGUAAUGACACUCACCACAGCAUUCUUAUCUCAAUGUGACAUCAAGAUUUGUCGUAAGACUGUUAUCAAGGCAGAGAUGACACUUAUUAUGGUUUGUCCUUUUACCUAGUAGCAAUUGCGUCCCCAUUACACAUUAUAGGAAAAAGAGUGGCUCGCACAAGGAAUAAACUUGUUAUCGGGCGGAGUUGAGCGACAGAUCUUCCGAAUUUGCACAGGAAGCUCCAUCGUGGAACUACGGUGGUCCAUGAUUCUACCCUGUCCGAUAAUGGGCUUUGUUCUUUGUGAGAAGUGCCUUGUCUAGCACAGCCUGCAGUGAGGAAGCGAUUGCGAAUGUUGCCCUAAACCGGAUCAUGUAGCCGCCAGGGGACUGUUGUGGGCGGGUGGUACAUGGCCUCAUCCAUCCGCAGUAAAGGGACCCGUUUCGAUUUUCAUGACUUCUUGCAGACACCCUUUAACCAUCGCCUGAGAAACUGCUGUUCAGUUAGUGUCGAGGCAUAAUCUGCGGCAGUUCGUAAAAUCUGAUAAUUAAGACUUGGGUUAUUUGACCUGCUCUUCUAGAUGCCAGUACGUCUUUGGGGCUCAAAUGACUAAGAGUGUUUUCGGAAAAUCUAUCUUAACGUAAAGUUGAACGGACAAACCUGAUCUGCAUUUUAUAAUCUCGCUGGAACCAUCGUCAAAACCAACUAAUGAAAGCAAAUAUUAGGGCGCUCUGCGGAGCCCACCGGGUGUUCUUUACAGGAAACAUGGCUUUACAAGAGUUUGCUACGCAUACUAAGAAGAAAAAACCAAUAUGCUUGUUUAUGAAAUCGCAACCUGGGUCCUUGGUCUCUUUCCUCACAAAUUUAAGCAUAAUUUCCGAGUAGGAUUUAGUAGUCCGGGAACUUUACUUUGGUCGAUUACCAACCCUCCGUACUGUGAGUUUUUAUUUUGUGUUCUCAGUCGCGGCUGUCUGUGAUUAGAUCUCCCCUAUCGUAGUAGGCGUUGUGCAGCUCUAAGUACUGGCACGCAGUUAUUCAGCUGACUGCCCUUGGUUGUUAAUUAGCACGAAGUUAUUGCGCAUGGCGACUUCCGCAGGAAAGGACAGUCGACUCCGCUGUAAAGCGUUUUUUGCUUACGGGAAUUCCGAUCAACAGUAGGGUUUUAUAGAUUUGGUGGCCUUCUUUCGGUUUUUAGUGAACGUGUAUGAAAACACUUCAGUCACAGUUUUUGCUCUUUUCCCGAAUUUCUGCGCAGGUCCAAUAAAUCUUUCCAUUUCUUCUUGAAAUAGUUACUUUUGUAAGCAGAUACCGUGACAUAGAAUUAAGCCUUAUUUGACAUUUCUGUCGCCAAUUUUGGGAGAUAGGAUUCAACGCUAAUUAGAAAGAACACAAGUAACUAUGAAAAACACCGUUUUUAAAACCUUGUCGUUUUCGGUAAAAACUGAUAAAACCAAAGGGAUUUUUGUUCCAAAAUAUUUUGAAAGCCUGGUCUAGGAUAUUUUCAAAAUGGUGGAGUUUUUAACAAGUAUCGAUGGCCUCAGGGAUAUGCGAAAUGAAGGAUGUUAUGUUACUCAUGGAGUUUUUUUUCGCACCGACGUGUAAUUGACUCCACUUCUAUUUUUUUACGAUUUUCCAAUACUUUAGAGAGAGUGGUACUACCUCUUCGCGGCGGCUGAUGAGGACGUUCGUGACUCUAAGCGUUGGCCGAAAGACAUCAAUGCUGUUCUAAAGAUGCCUGUAAGUUUAAUUACCUCCCCGUCAUUUCUAUCACACCGCGUCCCUUCUGCUGUCCCUAGCUAACACCUUUUAUUGUGAAGCCGAAGUCUAUCGAAUACCAUCCCACUCUUCUCAUUUCAUGCCUUGGUUACAUAAGACGAUAACAAACAUCAGUUGAAAGAUGUCUGACUAUUGUCAGUUAUGUUUUUAAGAAACAGCUGCAUCAUUGUACUAUAAGGUACUGUUUAAGCGGGCUCAUCUAAAAAUGAUAUACGCCGUUUUUCAACAAUAUUCCCUUCUGCGCUUGCGUAAGGAAGAUUACACUUUGGACCUAGAGUGAAAUCACUUCCUGUAUACUUACUGCCACUGACCGAUCUCAUGAAAUUUUGACCGAAAUUUUGAAAUGCGUUUUCGAUUGGGAAGGAUUACCUCGGUAGACUUGUAAUAUCGAUUAUGGUGAAGCAUAAUCCCGUGAUACUUCGGAAAUGCCAGGAUGUUGGCUUUUGAAUGCACUUCUUUCAACCGCACCCAGUAAAAAAUGACUACUUAAAUGAUAUGCAUUUUCUCUGUCGUUUUUCGACGCCCUUAUUAAUUCAAAAAUAUUUCGCCGAAAAACUAAACAACUAUAUUCUUUAUUUCUUUGGUAGCAAAUUAUGUCUCCUUCAAGUGAGAUACUCGGAUAAAGAGUAUCCUUUGGUUUUAAAAAGCGUUUAUAGUUAUAAGAUUUUAUAAGACUGUGCACUGUCCAUGCAAAUAGCACCAUAUCCGUAUCUUUAACAAUGCUCCUCAUUAAGAAUACAACAUAGGCACAUCCGUUGCAACAUUUUAUGAGUCCCAUAUGAUAUUUUCUUUAUGGCAUAAAAGAAUGUAUGCUUUUCUUUACACGGGAAGUAUACAGCUGGUAAACUAGAAACCCCUUAACAGAAACGCAACAAGAGAUCGAGCUUAAAGUUAUCCGGGAAUGGAAAACCUCAAAAGUAAAGGCGCUCUUUCUUUUAGUAUAAAACGUGAAAAAACCUAAUUUACUAUCUAAAUGAAUGCAGGAAUAAAUAUAUUUGUGGAAGUUUCCUAUAACAUGCAUUUGAAUUUACGAGAACAUUGGAAUUCGGUGGAGAAGGUGCACAUUACUUAAGGAAUGAUUUUUUACCGAGUCCGGUUUUUGCAGGUGGCCGAAGAGAAGUGCAUUCGGAAGUUACCACCACGGCGUAUCUGAAAUAUUCCGGGAUUAAGUCUUAAGAUGAUCAACACUACGGCCCCACUUAGGUAAUCCUUCUGAUCGAAAUUGCAUUUCAGAAUUUCGCUUAGGAUUUCAUGAGAUGGGUCACUGACUGUAUAAUGGAAAGCACCUGGAAUAGAUCACAUUUCCUAGGAAACUCACAUGUGUCUACUAGGUCGUAAGACCCAUUGGGUCGAACGCGGGCUGACAGGAAGUGGUAUAAGUAGGGCAGCUGGUGUCGUUCGUCCAUUUGCUCCAGUGUAUCCGCUCAUACGCCGAUUCCAUCCUGGAACGAUUUAGAAGUUAGACCCGAGGUUUGGCGAUUUUAAGUCAAACGUUCUUCCACUGGGUCAUAGACAUAUGCCCUGUCAACUUCGACCAGAAGCAUGCACAGCAAGAUGGAUGUGACGUGUGUUAAGUUGGCUGAAUAGGACUGAAUACGGGUGAUCCGUCCUUCGGUUGGGGACAUGUAAGUCGGCCUCAGCAUUCAAUUUGUGCGACGGCUAGAAAUGAUCCAUUGAGAUCAGAAUAACCAUCGUUGGCUCAUGAAAUGUCAACCAAAAUUUCGAUAUACGUUCUCGUUUCGAAAAGAGAAAUUAAGUAGUGUUGUAAAACUAAUCAUGAUGCAGCAUAAAUCUAUAAUGAUCCAGUUACCACAGGGUGUCGGCUUUCGAAAGAACUUAUUUUCGGCUGCAUGCAAGAUCUAUACUCUGCAAAAAAUGACUACGUAAGAAGUAUGCAAUUUUCUCAUUGAUUUUCGUGGCCCUUGAAAAUUCAAUUAUAUUUCCUGGAAAACAUGCAUAAAAAUAUUCAUUCUUUUACUUAUUCGGGAGAAAAUCACGUCUUCUUCCAAUUUCAUUUUCAAAAGAAGAGUAUAAUUCGGCUUUAAAAAAGUUUCCAAUUGUGAGAUUUUUUAAUACCGUUAAAUGGCCGUUCAUGAAACGUCAUGUAUCUGCAUCUACGAAUGUGGUUGUAAAGUUAACAAUAUUGCUCAAAUCCACUGCUUAAUUUUAUGAACCUCAUAUGGUCUCCUGUGAACACCGUAGAGAAAUGCAUGGUUUUCCGUACACGAAAAAUAUACAGCUUGUAGUUUUGAAACCCUGAAUGCAAGUGUAACGGCAGGUCGGAUUCAAAAUUACUCGGGAAUUAAAAAAGUUUUUUAAAACCGAAUAAUACUCUUCUUUUGAGUAUGUAAUUGGAAAAAGACGUAAUUUUCUACCGAAUAAGUAGAAGAAUGAAUAUUUUUAUGCAUGUUUUCCAGGAAAUAUAAUUGAAUUUUCAAGGGCCACGAAAAUCAAUGAGAAAAUUGCAUACUUCUUACGUAGUCAUUUUUUGCAGAGUAUAGAUCUUGCAUGCAGCCGAAAAUAAGUUCUUUCGAAAGCCGACACCCUGUGGUAACUGGAUCAUUAUAGAUUUAUGCUGCAUCAUGAUUAGUUUUACAACACUACUUAAUUUAUCUUUUCGAAACGUGAACGCAUUUCGAAAUUUUGGUUGACAUUUCAUGAGUCAGCACAUCUACUGUAUGUCUUCUCGGCUGACGACGACGACAGUCAAGCCAACAAUAGCAUUCAUUUACUGCUGACCUAGUCAGUAAGCUUAUCAAUUAUAGUACUCACAGUUUGUCCUUCUAUGACGGCAACUGUCCCACCGAAGAAGUGGCGGUGGGUUUGCCUUCCUCGGGCUUUGCCGUGGCAGCAAAUAAAAAUGCCCGAUGUGAUUUUUCUCAAUAAGUGGAGGAUAUAAAGGCCACACUUCCUGUGCACUCCAUCUUGGGCUCUUCCCUAACCUAAAUCUCUGUCCCUUAGUAAUGCUGACUACUCUUUAACACCCGAACGACAAUCGAUCUAAACUGGUGAGGUUGACAUUGAAAUCAUAAACAACUCGAGAGAACUAACGAGGACCCGACAAAACUACUGUCAGUCGGUGACUUAAUUCGUUUUUUGUUCUGCAAGCUUUCUUAUCGUAACUCAAGUUGGGGCUCACUGACAAGCAGUGGAUCUAAACUCCGCAGUCCCGCUGUUUCUAUACACGGUUCUCAUAUGUUGGCGGCACUUUUGAACAGGAGUGCUGCGCGCCGAUAUGAUAGGCCCGCAUUUACAGGGUUUGAGCAGCUGGAAAGUUGAUUCGGCUCGCUGAGGACGCUUUUUUUCAGAGAUUCAGAAAAUUAUUCUCACCUUCAAAGAUUGCAGUCUUACCGGCAUUACUGACCAGGGGUCACUUUGACUUGCUCUCCGACACAGGCGUCUGAAGGCGACUUCUGUGACUUAUGGCGUCAUCCUAAUGCUAAAGUACUUCCUCCGAAGUAGGCUGCCUUAGCUCUCUGAGAAUAAACUGCGUCUGGAGCAUUCUCUGAACAAUAGGCCCUUAUUUUUGCAGGCUUUAACCCGUUUAGUGAAAAUUAUCUGGGAUGAAAAUAAACUCAUAUACGUAGUAGCUCCUCAACGGCCUUCAGUUUACUCACCUACUUAAAGCAUGUCAACUGGGGAUCUUGAAAGCACUGUCAAAAUGUCCCACUUUUAUUUAAUGUUUCCCGCGCACGGUAAUCAAUAAAGCCCAACCUGAUUUUCGCAUACAGUUGGUGACCUAACUCAUAAAAUGUGUCGAAAUUUAAGAAUGAUUACCAAUCACUCUCAAACCGACACCAUUUCAUGAGUCCAAUGUCUAUGUACAAGUUUAAAAGAAUUAAAAGCAUAAAAGAAAUAGUUAAGGCGGUGUUGCGUUGUUAAGAAAUGCCGAUUUAUUUUGAAAAGCGCAAUAUCCCGAAAAUGUCUGAAGUGGCUCUUAUUUAGUAAACUUCGUUUUUAGAUGUAAAGAAUGUAUUCUCAUACCAAAAACGUAGUAAAUAUGAAAUUAGAAAUAAAGUGGCGUCUAAUAAUAGUGUUUCAGUGAGGUUUACAUUUAAAUAUCGUUUAAUUUAUGUGACAUUAGGUAGAAUUUUCCAAACGACAAGACAAUUUCAGCCUAUUUAAACAAAGGAAUCCCUAUAUGCGUUAUUACUACACUUUAGGGCAUCAAAUCGCAAAGGUCAGCUAAUUCUACAUUUAGAAAGUGAUAAAACCUCUGGUUUGCUUAAAAUAACCGUUGUGUUAGCAGGUUGAUUACUACGCUUAACAUCGAACAUAAAAUAAGUUUUCAAGUUCGGUUAAAUCUGUCUAUUAAAACUCUAGCGGGCAAAUUAUUAUCCUCUCAUUGAAAAAGUCGCUCAGAGGCGUAACCGGAGUCUACGAUAUGCAUUGGCAUAGAAAAUUGCACAAAUAUAUUCAAACGUCCAUUUUCGACAAAAUGUACUGAUAUUUUACUUGAUAUAAUUACGUAAACACAAUUUCUGCACAAGAAAAAGUCAGUUCCCUGAAGGAUGUGGAUGAGCGAACGAAAUACGCAACGUUAAAGACGCCCAGGAAUUCUGGCAUUAGUUCCCGAAUAAUAACAAGAGCACUAGUCCGAAUAACUGCGAUUUCACCAGCCGCGCAGUAUCAUCCGGGACAGAACUGUUGAGGGUUUGAUAACAUUGAAGAAGACGGUCGAAAGAGGUACUACUUUUACAAAACUGGAAGACCUGAAGUAGGGGGGGGGGAUCUGUGGAGUUUUAUUGCUUUUAAGGCAGAACAGGCCAGGAAAGGCGUGUUUCACCAUGCUUUUUGUGUCUGGCGGUUUAGUGACCAAAUAUUAGGGGUUCGUCAGCCAGACUUCCGACAGGCGGCGCUUUCUGUUUCACUGGCGAUUAUUUCAGUGAUUAGGGCAUUCAGGACUUAAAAGACUCCACAAAGCUAGUUGCUUCCACCAUUUGCAUCUAAUGGCAUGGCUGAGUAUGCACGCUUUCUACUCGUCUCCGGGACCAUCUGCGGAUAUUUCAUUGCUUAUGUUCUGGCGCCAUCACAUAUAUCAACAUUAAUUAACGCAACCGGGGUAGGUUUGCAACCAAAAUGGUAAGGCUUUGCAUGACGUAACAGAGUUUUAAUCGCUGGUCUUCCAAGACCAAGAAGCCAUUUUCUAGUGGAAAGCAGCAGAUAAAUCUAAUCUCAUUUUUGAGUUGUCGAUUGCUAGCUCAUAGGCAACCGUCUGGGGACGUUCUCACACAUACUGGUUGUAGAAUCUGUGGCCAGAUCAUUCAUACUGACCAAGAAUUCAGACUUGCAAAAGAAACCUUUACAGUGUCUUGCUUAAGAAGGGCAUGUCAUUGUUGGGCUGUAAACCCGUGGUAAGUCAUUGACAUGCAACCAAGAAUCUCGCCUAGUUGGCUGUUGGCCUGGCAGCAAACGGAACUAAUGUUUAUCAAGGGGCGAAUUAUUAUUCAGGACGAACCUACAGACGUGUGCGUGCCAAUGAUUUCUGCGUUCCAGAAGACAUUCGUUGGAACAAGAACUGCAUUCGUCUGACAUUUCAGAUGCAGCCUCAAGCUCAUCGAUAAAUAAUGGUAACAAACGAACCGGUGACGCGGCAUUUAUGGAACGCCGUUGCAGAUCCACUACGUCUACUAAAAUUUACUAGCUCUCCGUCCAUUGCAGUCGUGUGACAUUUGUUUCGUCGCCCUCAACCGAGUUUUUAAUAACCGAAAUUUGAUUACCAGUGUUUGUGAUUGACGCGACACUUGCUCGGCCGUUCUGGGGACGUAGGGGUUAGCGAUGCCUUCUAUGUACUAGUUUUAUGAGAUUGUCGAUUAGUUGUCACCACCACCACCACCACCACCACCACCACCACCGCCGCCGCCGCCGCCACCACCAUCAUCACCGUCAUCAUCACCACCACCGCCGACACCACCACCACCGGUGAUGAACUCACGACCAUUAGCGUCUCGGACGCAAUCGACCAAGCAAGUAUAACGCCAAGUUAAGACAUCUGUGACUUAUACAGGAGCUGUGAACUUUACUGAGUGAGGUAGCUUUGAAGCUGCUGCCCGCCUUGUUAUGGAACAUUUCGCGGUGCGGAGGCUCAGAUUUUCAUUUAUUUUCCUGGGUAUACUAUGUUGUAACGUUUUGAAACUUUGCAAGGAAGUGUAGCCCUUUCAGAAGUGCUUUGUUGUGUGAACUUCUGCAGCCCUACCAGUCCGACAGUGUUCACUUUUGCGCGCACUAAACCGCAUUUUUCCCAGUGAGUUUGUGCGCAUUGGAGUCGGCGUGUGAAUGCAGAUGUCUAGGCAACAGAAAACCCCCCCUUAGCUGCUAGUAGACUGUGGACCGUGCCAUAAGUGAUUUAUGGUAAAUGGAGUUUUAUGGGUAGGACAGCAAGCUAGACAAUAAGCUGACAAAAUUAAACAAAACGCAAAAAUUGCCUGAGUUUAUACCGAAAGUCUUAUCCUAUGCUAUUGUACGACGGCGGCGAUGAGAGUAGUAAUUAAACAAUAAACAAAAAGUAAAUUUCACAAGAUAACGGAUUUUGAGUUAAGGUGUGAGGUCGUGGGAAGUAAUCGGCUUUGGCAGUGUAGUUUCUGCAACAGCCUGCAAAUGUUUGCCAAGCCAAAACCCCCAUAUGACAACAUCUACAUCCAACUGACAAGUAAGUUGGGUCCUUCUCUAUACCGUUGUCGAUGUUUAUUCUGCAAAUCUCGCCCGCCCUUUUCGGUCAGAACAUCGCCUCAUUUUCUGCCGAAACUCAACGUUUUUGGUGGGAGUCUUUGAACUCUUGUAGGCUUUUAAUUAGAAUGUCCUUAGCAGUAGAUCACUGCGUAAUGCCCAUCACAUUUCCUCCUAAACAGUGUGUUAAGCCACUGAAAGACGCCGCUCAACGCUACCAGCCAGGCAGUUGUUUACGAAUGGUCGUUAACCAUUCAGGCAGGACUGCGUCGGAGUCUCAAGCAGUACAAACGAUGUAGGCGGGCCGGCAGCGGCGCGUUUGCAGCCAGAAGACACCGAAAAAAGUAAAGUAUUCAACAGUUCGAAGACAGUUACUGCCUAAGACGGUCUCCGGACCAGUCUCCAGCUUUGUGACAAUUGCAUACAAUUUCCAGUGGGUAUUUACUGCUGCUGUGCUAAGACAUGGGGUGGGGUAGAAAGUUUUAAGUCCCUAGCAUGCUCUGGUAUGUCCUACUAUGCAGCCCUUCAACUGCUGCUCUCUCUCUGCCGUAUUGUCACUCCGUCAAAAAUAUUUUCUGGAUCCCUUGCAACCUGCCAACUCUCAUCUUCUUCCUGUGUGUUCUCCACUCGACAGUUACUCAACCACUGCUUCAAUCGUCUCGGUUCGUGUCCCAGUGUCGAUUCUUUUACGUCCAAUGUAAAUGGCCCCUCUACUAUACCCUGAUGUGCUGUUACUCGUUCCUUGCAUAGCAUAAAUAUCUCACCGCCAAAAUACGCCGGCGCUUCGUCAUAACGAAGUCGCAACUAACCAGCGACUUCGAAAUAUGCACGUUUUUUGGCUUGGCUUGCUUAACUGUCUGUGUUUUGGCUUCUUGCUUGGCCGGAACAGCGUGCGUUCUCCCAUUGUCCCUUAUAUGGACGCUAAUUGACUGGCCAACUGUCCCCCCGCUGGGGGUUUAGAAACCGACCGGGAACGCUAGCGAAAAUUGUCACAUCCAAACCUAAACUUCCCAGUGUCGAGUAUACCUUUAAGAAUAGGGUUACUUAACUAGUAAAAAUUUUCAAAUUAUUUUAUGCUGUUAAUGCAUAGUCCCUCUGAUUUCCAAUAAAUUUAAUUUCUACAGGUUAAUAAUCAGAACCAACGCCUUCUUAUGUCUGUUAUAUCUCCAAAGCAUGCAUGAUCGAAAAAUAUAUCAUAGCGCUAACUUUUUAGAACCAAAACAUCCUCUCACGAUCAAAUUAUACUGAGCUCAUAAUCCUCCAAAGAAUACCUACUAGACAUGAGUACUUUAUUUAAUCGACGAUUUGUGGUUAAAAUAAGCAGGCGUAUAAGUUCAAUGGCGUAAUACAUUCUGUAUGAGUUGUAAUUUCCUUCUGAGUGUGAUUACCAUAGGUGAUUUGAAAGAUGCCUGAUCGAAAAGCAGCUUGUUGCUGCGCGACCACAAAUCUGGAGUUGUGUUUCACGCUGAUGGGUACUUUAGGCUCAGCUAAGCAAUGUGUUCCAGUGGAAGGCACUUUGUAAAAUGUAGGUAUGUGUUUCAUGAGUUUUGACUCGUGACUCCAAUUAGUUGGGCAGUGUCAGGGGAGGUAAAAGACUGGACUUCGGUUUGUGGUUCAAAUACUUAGUCAGGGUACGCCCAUCGGGGCAAAAAAUUGUGAUCAUGGGGAGGGGCCUUCUCAUAUCUCUGUCUCUAGUUUCCUGGUGGGCUGCUCAUUGUCAAUAGUUUAACAGGGAAUGUAUACGGAGCUUCAUAACUCUCGCCUGCUAAAUAGAAUUCGUCUCUGAGUCGUUAUUGUCCGCGUCGAAUGACCUGAUUUAUACGGUUUCGCCCUCCUGUAUGCCUGACCCAUGCCGCGCUUAGAUGGUUACUUAGCCACAUCCACGGCUGAUCCCAGCGACAUCUGGAAUGCCGGGCUGACAAAUACCAACAAACUCCAAUGCUCUAAAGACGGCGAUGCCUAGGUUGACGUCACCGGUCAUUUUAAAUCGCUUUUAUUAUGCACCUGAUGGAGAUCAUCUGCUAUCAGGCCACCAGUUCAAGCGCUUUAGUUCCAGCCACAGGGUUGGUCACCAUUCGCACCGCGGACGACGCAUGGAUGCGGUUUCCGCUUCCUCUCGGUAUAAUUAGGAAUCGCACUUCUGAGCUGUCAUAUGGCCACGCCACGGUGCCUAUUGAGGAGACGCGUUUUGGUGUCUAUCAGGCAGUUUCUUGGUUGGAGAAAUGUUAUUGGUGUUAUCGACCGAAGCCGUCAUCUCUAUAGCAACGCCAUGGCUAUUUUCACAAAGUUUAUAUAACAAACGAAUUGGUCAAGCAAACCAAAGUAAUAAUGAUCUGCGAUAGUCAACUUCAUGUCAUCGAGUAAUGUCAAUUAAGAAGUGCUCGGUUGUUAUGCCCAUUUUCCUGAAGUCAGGCCUGUCGACCGCAGACGUUUGUGCAGGGCGGGCUCAAUUUAAAAACCACUAACUCCAAAAAUGCAGUUAAGAGGUAACCGAGGACUAACGCAGGUGAGUCAGUCUAUGUGAGUGUUUUUUUAGUCGAGAUGCUUUAGCACAUCGGGUCGACUGGAAGCGUUUCCGAAUUUCAUGUUGACUACAACGGGUUUUGAGAACGAACGCUCGCUAUAGGGCUGAAAACCACAUUGUGUUUACGGUAGAGUAUUACGGACAAAAAGAUCUAAUGAGAACAUUAAUGCUGUUACUAGAAUUACUAGCAACAAUUUCUGAAAGACUCAUAUUGCUAAGCAAACCAUGUGUUCACCAACUUGGCUUCACUUUCCUGCUUCUCCCGUCAACCUACCGCGCGUUGCAAUUGCAGCACGGGAUUUCACAGGUGCAAAUCUUGAAGUUAGUGAUAGAGGUUCCCGUUUUUUUUCUGUGGCCUGCCAAGAGCUUUUUUAUUAGCAUGGCUUACAGUGCGUCUCAUUUUCGCUGAUGCUGAAUGGCUUACACAGCAGCCCUUUUCAACCUGAGCUGCAGACUGAGUUUUGACUUGUGUAAUUCUUGUUGCAAUGUCAGUUUUUGAUAACCAGUGUCUCUUGCCACGGUAAUAACACCUUUUGCCUGCUAACUAUUGUUUUCAACAGAGAGAUAGAGUAGCUAUGACGUCGUACGGAAGCUUCAGCUUAAACUUCGACUGAGGGUUCGAAUGUGGUUGGGUUUUUUGGACGCCAAGUGUACGCCGGGAGUUAGAUAGCAAAAUCUGCUGGGGCGAAAUUAGAACUACUUCAAAUGAAAUAUAGCUUUAAACUCAUUACUACAUGGUAGAAUUUCAGAUUUGGUUAAAACGUCUUGCGCAAUCUAUACAGACUACGUCGAGAAUAAGACUGUGCACAGAGUGUAACUUCUUACAGUGACUUUAUGGGAAGUCACACCGUCUUAACACCUAGGUUUCGGAGCAAUGUAUUUUUUUAUUUGGGAAACGAGUCUACUAGAAAUUCCGAGGCGUUUAAUGAGUUUUCUGCACUCCAGUAAGCGCACGUUUAUUGAUACUACCAGAAAAAUGUGUAAAGGGACCCCGAACUAGUCCAACUUUUCAUAAGCGACCGAAACCAUCUUCGCGGAGACAGGCAGAAAAAUAUGAGACUUCUUCUGAAGAAAUGUAUAAUAUGCAAUUCAUAAUCUUCUGGAAAGACAUAAAAUUCAACUUUUACUCCAAAAUAUGGAUGAAUUUCCAAACUUUUGCGCGCUAAAUGCUGUAUACUAUCGAACAUUAGAUCUCAUAGACGAAAAUUUCCAACAAGAAGAAUAGAGGCAUAUAACUUCUGCUUAUAUUUUCUAGAAAAUGUUAAGGAAGGCAUGAGAGCAACAAAAAAAUUAAUUGCGACUUAGACACUGCCAAAUCUGCCCUUCCAGAUUGUGUUUGGCAUGAACUUGCAAAUACUUUCAAUGAAUGGCUAGCAUACCGUCGGGUACGAACUGAGAUGUGAUUCCAUCGCUUGUUGGUCUGUAUUUAAAUCUUAUUUUCUUACAUCUUCUAUUCAGAAGAGUAGUAAAAGAUAAAAGCAGAAGGUCCUUUGGGAAAUCGUUGGCCGUAGGCCCUCGGCAUGGCAUGGGAUCUGUCUUAAUAAGAAAGGAAGUCAAACCUGCCUCUAUUGUAUUUCAGUCUAUUUCAGUCUCUUGUUUUCUUGUCCUCCAUCCUUCCACCUCAUCCGGCCUCCUCAAAGGCAAACACGGAACGCGUCGAGAGUGAUGUUCAGCGUCAGGAUGUCACAAUAACUGUGGCCACCCUGGAUCGAAAGCAAAGCCAUUCCUUACCCCAAGAGGCGGAGAUCAGCCGUAGCAACUCUUCUGUAGACAAGGACGAGGACACUGUGAUCCGGACAGCUUCGGAGACGGAAUUUGCCCCUCCACCUCCGCCAAUGACCUCUUACAGCGAAUCAGUCCACGUGGUGAGCUCUGAUUUACAGGGACAUACUUUGGGCACGACUGUUAAGCAGACAAUAAAAAAGUACUUAUCGAGGUGAAGAAUUCAGUAUGCCACAGAAGAUAUUCGUUUAAGUCCUCUGCCGGAAGUUUCCGCAGACAUGAGUGUGUCCACUCGAAACUGUCUCGGCGGAGCUUAAUAGCUCUUCCUUCAGGCGUCUAGUGCUAACAGUCGUGGUCAUCUGAAUUCAUAUCUCCUUUGUGUAGUGGGCAACGAGUUCCGGCUCUGAAGUUUUCUACAUCCCCUUUGGGGCUGGAGCUCUAGGCUACUUCACAAAUGCCCGUUAACCAGUUUCCCUUAGAUGUGAAAACGCGCGGGUCCUAUCAGAUGGUCACAACCUGUCCUAGGUCACAGAAAAGGCGUACAUUCCCUUAAACUAGCAAAGCUCUUUUCUUCAGAAGUGUUGCAUACAUCUCCUUCUGGGUUUCUUACCGCUUCUAACCUUCUGAACUUUUUCACUGGCCUCCUUGUGAGGACACAGUCUUUUGUUUGAAUACGGCAAAGACAUAUGGGACCUGAAUGGUCGUUUCUGAACGGUUAUUCGUUUUCGGCCAGCUGCAUUCUAACUUCAGGUUUAGGUAGUCCAGAUGUUGGGGCAUAACUGGCUGAUGACGAAUAAUAAACUGUAACUGGCCAUUUCGGUCUUCCUUUUCGUUAUGGGUUUUUAUCUUGUAUUACUAUUUGUCGCUAUGCGACCGACUACGAAAAUUAUAAACAUUUUAGGCUAUCCGGAGCCUUUUUUCGACUAGGUGCGUUAAUGCCUUUUGGCCGCAUCUCUAUGGAUUCUAACUGAUCUGGGCCUGGGAACGUUGGGUGAUCUCGGAGAAAUAGUAAAUUAUAUAUUUUAUUUUGAAUUAACACCAUUCAAACUGUCCACCACAAAGAUGGUGCAGUUCCCAAGGGAGAAUAGUCCAAUAAUUGACUUUAAUGACUUUUAGUUGACUUUACCAAAGCCUUGUUAGGAACUGCCAGUAUUUUCGCAUUUGCCCAUAGGAAAGGCGUGUCUUUGCAAAAAUUCGGAAAGACGACCUAUAGGGUCCCAGGAUGAAGGAGAGACUGCGAUGAUUUUGCUACUUCAGUUAGUUAUCUAUCCAACGUAGACAAUUUGAAUCUGCUCUGUCUUAUAGGGGAGUGUGCUUGUGAGUAAUUCUGACGCUGAAGGGUCCUACAUCGAACGGGUGUCCGAGGUGGUCUUUCGAUUGCCGUGGCUUCUCGCAGUGUGGCAUAGUUCGGUAACAUACAAUAAAUGUGCUAACUCAUGAAAUGUCAACCAAAAUUUCGAAAUGUGUUCUCGUUUCGAAAAGAUAAAUUAAGCAGUGUUGUAAAACUAAUCAUGAUGCAGCAUAAAUCUAUAACGAGCCAGUUACCACAGGGUGUCGGCUUUCGAAAGAACUUAUUUUCGGCUGCAUGCAAGAUCUAUACUCUGCAAAAAAUGACUACUUAAGUAGUAUGCAAUUUUCUCAUUGAUUUUCGAUGCCCUUGAAAAGUCAAUUAUAUUUCAUGGAAAACAUGCAUAUAAAUAUUCAUUCUCUUACUUAUUCGGUAAAAAAUCACGUCUUCUUCCAAUACCAUACUCAAAAGAAGGGUAUAAUUCGGUUUUAAAAAAGUUUCCAAUUGUGAGAUUCUUUAAUAUCGUUAAAUGGCAGUUCAUGAAACGUCAUGUAUCUGCAUUUACGAAUGUGGCUUGUAAAGUUAACAAUAUUGCUCAAAUUCACUGCUUAAUUUUAUGAACCUCAUAUGGUCUCCUGUUAACACCGUAGAGAAAUGCAUGGUUUUCCGUACACGGAAAAUAUACAGCUUGUAGUUUUGAAACCCUGAAUGCAAGUGUAACGGCAGGUCGGAUUCAAAAUUAUUCGGGAAUUAGAAAAGUUUUUUGAAACCGAAUUAUGCUCAUAUUUUGAGUAUGAAAUUGGAAUAAGACGUGAUUUGCUACCGAAUAAGUAGAAGAAUGAAUAUUUUUAUGCAUGGUUUCCAUGAAAUAUAACUGAAUUUUCAAGGGCAUCGAAAAUCAACGACAAAAUUGUAUACUUCUUAAGUAGUCAUUUUUUGCAGAGUAUUGAUCUUGCAUGUAGCCGAAAAUAAGUUCUUUUGAAAGCCGAAACCCUGAGGUAACUGGCUCGUUAUAGAUUUAUGCUGCAUCAUGAGUAGUUUUACAACACUACUUAAUUUAUCUUUUCGAAACGAGAGCUCAUUUCGAAAUUUUGGUUGACAUUUCAUGAGUUAGCACAUCUACUGCACAUAUGGCAACCAAAGGACUCCCUGUGAUUUGGUGAAGCAUAUGUGAUUGCCUUCGAGGUCUGAUGAAAUGAGGACAAUAACAGCUACUCUGAAUAAGCGGGCGAAGACUGCUGGCUUGCUUACAAGAGCACCGGCUAGUAAGAGGGAGAGCAGAUCUGGCUCUCUAACUGCCAAUGAAACUUGGAUCUUUGAGCAGGGAAGUUCGAAGACAAAGAUUCACACUUGAGGCGUAGUUAUCAGAUUUGAGCCAAGCCAAACGGUACGUCAACCUUCCUUGGUUUACCUAACCUUGUGACAUUGCUUCAUAGAGAUGAAAACGACUGACUGCAGUAGAGUUUAGGACACCAGUGGUGAUCUCGGCCCGAAGCAACCUGCCGAACGUCUCCUACGACGAGGAAGACGUGAAAGGCCAAUCUGAGAAGUCGCUCUAGCCGACAUGAUGACUCUCUCAUACAGAUGGCGGUCGGCCAGAAUGACAAAAGUAGACAAGUCGCUCAAAAUCAAGGCCAGUCGAAGCGAAAUAUCAUUUUAAAUCUUUCCCGUGUCGUGCAUUUUACUAGAUGGCAAUGAACGGCAGUCCCAUUUUUUAUAAACACCAGAAGGUCACUAAAUCCAUGUCAGCAAUCUUUAGUUCGUUACCCAGCGGUAACACUUUGUUGAUAAUUUUGAAACGACUGAAGGCAGAAGUAUUUAGAGUAUAACUGCAGGUGCGUGAGCAUACCACCGCUGCUCGAAACUUCAAAUUUUUACAAACAAUAUAGCCGAUCGAUCGAUUACUUGACUCCCGCUUGGCAAAUAGCGUGCAUGUGCCGCUAAUGGCCAGGACACCUGAUAUAUGCGGGUUAGAAAUUAAAAAUCGAAGGUGGGAUUUUUGGGCUGCAGCAUUUUAGAAAAAGCUUCGCUGGUGGGAAAAGAAGAGGAGUUUUUUUCUACAAUCACCGACCGAAACGGUAUAUUUCCGUGUACGGAAAUCCAUGCACUUCUCUACGGUGUUAAGAGGAGAGCAUAUGAGGUUUAUAAAAUUAAGCAGUGGAUUUGAGCAAUGUUGUUAACUUUACAAGCCACAUUCGUAGAUGCAGAUACAUGACGUUUCAUGAACGGCCAUUUAACGGUAUUAAAACAUCUCACAGUUAGAAACUUUUUUAAAACCGAAUAAUACUCUUCUUUUGAGUAUGAAAUUAGAAGAAGACGUGGGUUUUUACAGAAUAAGUGAAAGAAUGAAUAUUUUUAUGCAUGUUUUCCAUGAAAUAUAAUUGAAUUUUCAAGGGCAUCGAAAAUCAAUGAGAAAAUUGCAUACUACUUAAGUAGUCAUUUUUUGGAGAGUUUAGAUCUUACAUACAGCCGAAAAUAUUUCGUUCGAAAGCCGACACCCUAUGGUAACUGGGUCAUUAUAGAUUUAUGCUGCAUCAUGAUUAUUUUUACAACACUACUUAAUUUAUCUUUUCGAAACGAGAACGCAUUUCGAAAUUUUGGUUGACAUUUCAUGAGUUAGCACAUCUACUGUAUGUAAAGCACUCGGAUAAUUUUUUUAGCUUGACACACUAAUCUGGACCUUGGUCAACGGUUGGGCCUAGGACCUACAAGUAACUUGAGCUAGCCUGUGGACUGUGUCGUACGUUGAAUGGUGGUAGAGGAGGUUUUAGGGGUGGGGCAACACACAGGACGGAGAGCGAGAAGACACAGAAAAUAGAUAAAUUUCUGCCAAAAGUCUUAUCGUACGUCGUAAUUUGGCAAAGAAAGUGAGCGCGAUGAUUAAAAGUAACCAAAAAAGCAACUUUCAAAAAAAUGACGGACUUUGAAUAAAACUCCACUGGUAAGUUUACAUUUAGUGAGGAAGGGGAGGAAAUUGCAAGCAGUGGGAACGGUAAGUAAUAAAUAAUGUUUAUAGUCAUUGAAUUUUAAGGUACAUUUUCGUAAUUUCCACCUACUUGUGGACCCUACACCCUAUCGUUACCUUGGACCUCAAACACUCAGGUUACGUAUUGAAAAUCGAGCAACUGGAGGACGUUUGCUUUGCUUUUUCACGGUUCUGUGUUUACUUUGUCUCCCACAACACCGUUGGUACUUGGUUCGCAGCAGUCGUUUCUAAAUAGUCUGCCCUCAUAUGAUUCGAGCCGUAGUCGACCGAUGUUGAACCUGAUAACUCGAGUGAAUAAAGUCUUGAAUCUAAAUGCUCCAUAACUCGCUGGAUCCGGGUCAAAUUCUCACGCGUCCCAACACCUGAGUGUGAUGUAUGAUUGGGUGCUGACAGAAGUAAUCUACAAAGGACCACUCCGGUGUCCUCCAUCUUUGUUGAGAGCAUUUCUCGUGGAGACGAAUUCUGUCCAAAUGUUCGAUACCCAGGGGUCUCUGUGAAAGCUUCCCGGAUUAUCUGAGUAUAUUUUUCUUUAGAUUUCAAUAGGAUUAUUUGCGCCCGUCAGACUGCACGAGAUUUUGUCAAAAGGGACACUUGAUCUCCCAGUAAGAAGAAUCGUUCGUUUCCUAACUUGUGACAGCAAAUGCCGGUGCCUAUGUGACUUCUUGUCGAAUGUGGCUGUCAGUGUGUAGAAACUCUCUAAUUUCCAAGCAUCAUAACUUUCACAGAGGGCAUUUUGUGUACAGGCGCUUUUGUCUGUCCAAAUUGGUGCUAAGACACGUUUGAAGACUUCAUUUACGCAUAAACCAAUGCACGCGCGAACAGACUAGUAGAUCAAUUUCCUAUGGCCUCGGUCACAACAAACACCAAAUAAACUACAACCAGAUUCGAUCUGAUACGCUCCUGACCCAAGCAAAAUGUGGCUUGCUCAUGCGACAGUCCCAAAAGACAACUGACCUAUGUAGCCCCUCGUCCCUCCCCAUGUGUCCUGGCACUCCGUCACCGCGUACUUCCUGACAUUCGCUUUAGGAGGAGACGCACGGCGAGCCGGAGGUUCAGGUGGACUAUUACAUCAACGAGGAGGGUCAGCAGGUGAAAAGGAUAAUUCAGCGACACAAGAAGGUUGUGACCACAGUCAGGAAUGCGUCCACGGAGAGGCGAGAGACCAAGGUGAGUGGUCCAACCGCCCGUCACUUCUUUGCCCUCCUUCAAGAGGAAAGGAGAAACUAGGGUCCCUCGAGUUCCCUCUGGGGUCUCAUCGGUUAACAGGCUUUCGAAUUAGGGGCUCCAAAAAGUGAAAACUCUGGGUCUGCUUUGUCUCUUUUGAAAUUAGGCAACAAACUCAUCACGGGGAGAACCCGACGUUUAGUGGACACUGCUGGUUAAGCAGUUUCCUUUUGCUAGCUAUGCCCCAGUAGAGAAAGUAGAAGUGCAGACUCUCAAAUGCAAAUUUCUCCUCAGUCAUGUUUCGAUUGACUUCUCACCGCGAAGGUUGAUAUAAAUGCAACUAUCUCUCCAAUUAUUUGCAGCUGAUCCCCUUAUGGACCCUUGAACGGCGUAAGUGAAUGCAUGCUCCCCAUCUAUGUGUGGAUGGCUACCACCUGCCAACUGGUGUGGGUAGCAUAUCCGCACUUCGGGUCAUUUAUGAAUUGUCCAAUCCACAGAUGCAGCGGUGCUUGUUUGUGUCUAACUAAGCAUGUACGCAUGACGGUCUGUGCCGCACCAAUGGCCAGCAUAUGCUUUUCCGGUUAAUGGUUGCCUCAACUUUCGUCUCAUCCUCCAGCCUUUUUGGCUGGCUUCGUUUCCAUCGUCCUCCUCUGCUUCUCACCUGAAUUAUAUAUUUGCUUUUUUAAACUUACUAAGUAUCUCAGGCAACUGCUGUCAUCAGCACAGGGCUGACUUGCACCCUAAUUGGCCGUCAAUCAAGGCCCAGCAUUUGCACCACAUGUGCCUCACGCCGUCUUCCGACGCUCUUCCAACAGCAAGACAAAGUCAAGACAAUUGGCGUCCGAUGGGGGCGCAGUAGUAGCCGAAGCCACGGCUACGAGAGCCACACACGUGCUAAGCCUCACAUGGGCAUGGCCCAGUUUUGACGACAGAGUCUGGGAUCUGGGGAUAAGGAGACUCGAUCACUGGAACUGUAAUUCGGUUCGUCAGAUGCUCCAGAUCCACUAUUGAACCACUCAUCGUAAGCAUCAAAUAUGCAGUAGGUGGGCUAACUCAUGAAAUGUCAGCGGAAAUUCCGAAAUGUGAUUUCCACUCGAAAAGAUUAAUUAAGUAGAGUUGGGAGAGUAGGCAGCCUAUAACAUAAUUCUAUAAUAAUUCAGUUACCUCAGGGUGUCGGCUUUCGAAUGUACCUCCUUCCGGCUGCAUGCAAAACUACACUCUGUAAAAAAUGAAAACUUAAGUGGCAUGAAUUUUUCUCAUUGAUUUUCGAUGCCCUUAACAAUUCGAAUGUAUUUCAUGGAAAACAUGCAUAAAAAUAUUCAUUCUUACGUCGUCUUCUAAUUUAUACUCGAAGGAGGGACAACAAUUGGAUUUAAAAACGUUUCAAAUUGUGGGACUUUUAAAUACCGUGAAAUGACCGUUCAUAAAUCGUCAUCUGUCCGAUUUACCAAUGUGGCUUUUAAAGUUAACAAUAUGGAUCAAAUCCACUGCUGAAUUCUAUGAACCCCAUGUGGUCCCCCUUUAUUACCGUGGUUUUCCGUACGCGGAAAAUAAACAACUUGCAGCUUGGAAACCCUGAAUCCAAGCGUAACGAUAGAGCGGGUUCAAAAUUAUUCGGGAAUUGGAAAAGUUUUUGAAAACCGAGUUAUAUCCUUCCAUCGAGUACAAAAUUAGGAGAAGGCUUAAAUAUCUACCGAAGGAGCAAAAGAAUGAAUAAAUAUUUUUAUGAAGGUUUUCCAUGAAAUAUAAUAAGACAUUUAGGGGCAUCGAAAAUCAGUGGGAAAAAUUAAUUCUGCUUAAGUAGUCUUUUUUAUGGAGUGUAGUUUUUUCACGCAGCCGGAAGGAGGUUCGUUCGAAAACCGGCAUUCUGAGGUAACUGAAAUAUUAUAGAAUUAUGUUGCAGGCUGUCUAGUUUUACAACCCUACUUAAUUAAUCUUUUUGAAACGAAAACGCAUAUCGGAAUUUCGGUUAACAUUUCAUAAGUUAGCCCACCUACUGUAAAGGUAACGGACGCGUAAGGCUGCGGAAUUUAUAGGAUGCAGCUGCUACUCAACCACGUAUCUACUAGAAGUAACAGCGUCGCAUUUAUCAUAAAUGUUCAUACUUAUGUGACGAUGAUUCGGUCGAUAAUGGCUGCAAUUUCAUCAACAGAACUGGUAGAAGGUGUGAUACUGACUAGGUAUUUCGGUUUACCAGUACUGCCACCGGAAUUAACGUUAACCCGCGUGCACCCACGCGAAUAAUUACUCCGCCCAGACAUAAUCUUCAUACUGAAUGAAUAGAAGUGAGCUCAUAGUGCUUAUAGAACCAGGACUCAAAAAAUUCGCACCCCCUCAGUGCUUUCAGCCUCGUAGGAUUUGAAAGUGGCCGGAUCCUGUUGAGUGAGCCCUGACCUGAGAGCUGUCGCCAUCCCCGCUCACUGUUCAUGUGCGUUAGGCCAGCCGUGUCCAGGCCAAACUUCCUAAUUUUGCGGUACACCUAAUUUUCCCACAACAAGACGUAUAAACGACUCCAGAUUUUCCUUGUUGUGACAGUUGGGCAGAUGAGUUUGCGCCUGGUUGUUGCCUCCUGUCCGCUUGUAGCCAGAACUCCGAAUAAUGUAUGAAGGCCACUGACGGCUUCGGAGACGUUCGAGACGUAGGGCAGUGUUUGUUCAAAUUGACGGCUGGUUUGUUUUGGUAUCUGGUUUCGAGUUUGCACGCAGUGGUUGGCGAAGCUGUUUUGGGUAACUAUUCGCUCUGAGCAUCCUUUGAAGGAAUUGCGAUUUGGCAGUCUUGCCUCAGGAUUCAUUGCAAUGCGUCUAAACACGCCAAUAUAACAUCCUUACACAACCUCGUUUGUUGUUAAUUUUGGUGGCUGGUGUUGAAACUCGUUAUGUGCGUUUUAUCUGUCACUUUUCUGAACACUUUAGCUUUUUUGCCUACCAAAAGGUCUACAGCAGACGAGGGCAUCAAGGAAGGCCACCAGGUUGUUUGCUUCCUUCUCCAUCGCAUAUACGAGCAGAAGUCGUUGAGAUGUUUGCUGAAUGUUAAUAUCUGAUUCCGUUCUAUGGUGGCAGAUGUGCCAUCCAUAUACCGAGUGCAGAAUUUCGGCCGAACGUAAAGUACGCCUUGAGACAGAUCCUCAGGGUUUGGAGGAUUUGGGUUCUACCGGGGCUAUUCUUCGUUUCUUGUAUUUGCUUUACAUAAGUAUAUCUAUGGUUCCUUCUGUGAUAUUAAGGAAUGCCAGGACCUCAUCUAGGCCCAUUUCUCUAAUUUUCCCGAAGAGUUGUGUUGGCGAACUGACUGUCCUAUCUGGAGUAGUGGUUAGAGAUUUGAGACGACGGAAAACCACUUUCACAGAUUUUUGUUAAUUCGAUGGGUUGCAGGGAAGCGUCCUCUUUGCGUUUCUUGAGAAAGUCAGAGAAUCGACCCAAGAUCGUUUCUAGGACUCCUGUCAUGCGCCGGUCGAUCGGCAAUGGUGGACUUUGGCUUUGAAUUGUCAACGAUAUCCCAUCCGUUUCUUGUGUCAGUGGUUUUUUGAGGUUGGUUUCGUAUUACACAUAGAAAUAACGAUCUUUCAAUUGGCACCUGAGCUUCUGAGUAUAGCUUUUCCUAUGCACUGCGAUGGUUACACGCUCCUUGUCCGCUGGCAAAAUAACGAGAUUUUUCGGUUCUGAGCUCCCCCGUUGCAAGCCUGGUGUGCAUCUACUACUUAAACCCCGCAUUCGAAUCCUGGCGACCAAUCAGCCAUCGUAUCAAAUGCCAGCAUCAAUGAUGAAUGGGGGGGAGCUGCUUAAGUUAUUACGUACUUGCCCACAUAGUAACUUCAUCCUAUAAAAAUUGUGCUCUCGUACGUCGGGUACAAUUAUUUGUUACUGUCUCUCAUAAUGCGUUUGAUAGUGAAUUCGAAAACUAUGGGAAUCAAAUUUUUCCUCCGAUAGUCGAGUCUUCUUCGUUUCAACCGCCUUCUCGAACUCAUCUUUUCACUCGCAUACGAGAGAGCUGCCACAAAAGCCGCGGUAUCAAUAAAUCAGUUUACCCCUCAGUUCGGAAGUGAACCACGUUAUCUCUUCAGUUGUGGAUCUGCCAAGUUACGACUUUUAGCAUGCCAUAGGGUAGAAGCUCGUCGUUGUGUUAUAACAUGAAGUGUAAGUCCUGGGUCCACGUCGGGGUAACCUCAGCUUCUUCCAGUCAUAUAACGAUGGCAGGCUAGAAUAAAUUUGCCUGAAUAUGAGAUCCGCCGUAGUGACCGACGUGUCGCAAAUCCUUCGCCCUACUAAAUGCCACCCUGUAGACGCGGUCCACCAAACGCGUGCUGGCUCAUCUCUUAGCUUACAGGCACAGGCCAGCUCACCUUAUUGUGAACGAGUGCGUCGAUGGUUGUAAAUGUGAGGACGUUGAUUUCGCAGAUACAGUAGGUGGGCUAACUCAUGAAAUGUCAGUUGAAAUUUCAAAAUGCGUUCCCGUUUCGAAAAGAUUUAUUAAAAAGAGUUGUAAAACUACUUGCCAUGCAGCAUAAUUCGAUAAUAAUUCAGUUACCUCAGGGUGUCGGCUUUUGAAUGAACUUCUUUCCGAUUGCAUGCUCUGCAAAAAUAACAUCUUAAUUAGCAGACAAUUUUCCCAUUAAUUUUCGAUGAACUUAAAAAUCCAAUUAUAUUGCAUGAAAAACAUAAAUAAACCAUUCAUCCUUUCAUUCUUUCGGUAGAAAAUUACGUCUUCUUCCAUUUUUUACUCGAAGGAAGGGUAUGAUUCGGUUUUCCAAAACUUUGCCGAUUCCCGAAUUAUUUUGAGCCUGACCUGCCGCUACAUUUGCAUUCAGGGCUUGCAAACUACAAGCUAUAUAUUUUCUGCAUAUAGAAAACCAUUCGUUUCUCUACGUUAUUAAGAGAAGACCAUGUGGGUUUCAUAAAAAGUACCAGUGAAUUUGAGCCAUAUUGUCAACUUAACAAGCUACAUUGGUAAAUGCAGAGACAUGACGUUUUAUGAACGGUCAUUUCAGAUCAUUAAAAAAUCUCAUAGUUAUAAGCCUUUUUAAAACCGAAUUAUACCCUUCCUUUGAGUAUACAAUUGGAAGAAGACGUACUUUUCUACCGGAAGAACAAAAAUAAAUAUUUUAAUGCAUGUUUUCCAUGAAGUAUAAUUGGAUUUUUAAGGGCAUCUAAAAUCAAUGGGAAAAUUGCAUGCUACUUAAGUAGGCAUUUUUGCAGAACAUAGUUCUUGCAUGCAGUCGGCAAAAAGUUCUUUCAAUAGUCUACACCCUGAGAUAACUGGAGUAUUAUAGAAUUAAGCUGCUUGGCGAUUAUUUUUUAAACCCUACUUCAUUAAUCUUUUCGAAACGCCAACGCAUUUCGAAAUUUCGGCAGACAUUUCAUGAGUUAACCCACCUCCUGCAGUAACUUUACUCCACAAGUGUUUCAUACGUGACCACGGGUGUCAUCGCGAGCCCAAGAGGUGACUGACGCCAUCGACUGAUAUAAAACAACUUCGUUCCGAUGUAGCCGGAUAUACUUUGAUUUAAUAGGAAGGAGGAGAAGAAAGAAGAACGUCUACAUUCCUUGUUAACCAAAAUUGUUAGCGGAAGAUCUCUUUCAUCCCAUGUUAGGAAACACGUGAAAAAUUAAUAAUGCUGAGACUUUGAGAUAAGUCGGGCUCGUGAGGUAUGAUGUCCGUUUAUUUCGCAGACAAUGGCCAGAGUAGCCAACCGCCAAAUAUAAAGAAGAAAAAGGGCAAUUUUGUUUGUUUUUGGAGAGGGCAGGCAAAUUUGUUGGCAAAAGCACAACUUUUUUAUGAGUCAGAGGAAAAGGAAAAUGGCAGCCCAAUGCCAAAAUUUCGUCUUCAUGGGUGAUGACAAAAUACCAUAGUAGUAUGUAUGUUCUAAAGACUGCACGCUAUCUCCACGUGCUUCCAAUAGAGUACGAAUCAAAAGCUCAAGCAACUGCCCCGCGAUUGUAAAGUGAGACUCGGGUGAUUUAACUCCCUUGUGGGUCUCCCAGCGUCUUCUAUAUGAUUUCUGUUGGGGAUCGGCGCAGGACUCUUUAGGUUCCAUCCCGGCCUCACUGUCCGUUGUAAAUGAUUACUUUGCACUAUCUGAAACCGCUUGAUCGCAGUUCCAUCGCAGGCACAACCAAAAAGACCAGUCAUAUAUUCUCAGAUCUUUGGCUGCACAAUGCUACUGGAAGAGUUUUUACUGAUCACGCGCAUCGUGUGAGAUUGUUAGCUUAAAUAGAAUAAUGCUGCCUUGAAGAAGUGUUAUUACUACGUCCUCAUUCAGCUGGAUUAUGAUGUGCUCAAUUGGAAUUCGUGCAUAGAUUCUCAGUACGGUCCUAAAAUUUAGUCGCAGGAGCGCUUCCCAAACUUUUCGCUCUCAUUUAAAGCAAUCUUUUAGUCGUGUCUAUGCAGACGGCAAUAGUUUUCAUUGCAUUCGCGAAGUCGUGCCACAUGAAAUAACUAUGUUCCAGCCUUGUGCUCCAUUGUCUUUUUUUAACAGGCAGGAUAGUGUAACUAAACGCGGAGGCUGGAUUCAUAUACCUGGGUUCCGGCGUCCGUUUAACCGGGAUGUUGUCUCCUACGCUCUUUAAAUGUGCAGCUUGUACGGAUUAUUUUGAGCAUGUCGCCCCUGGGGUGAAACAGGCAGUCUCGCGUCCUGUUUAGGCGUACCCAUCCACUCGCCUUUACCACCCUCGCCGGCUUGACUGAUGUAGUUCACUUUACAUCUAGUAAACUGAAGCUGAUAAUUAUCCCCAGAUGUCACAAUCCACUAUUUCAUGACCUUUGGCCACAACCUGAAUUACAGGCUCUCAGAAAACUGCUUUUCAGAAAGUUUGGCUAAUCCGCAAAUAAGUUGAUAAAUAGUAGGUCACUUUACUGCUGAAGUUUGCAAACUAUUGGGCGAGAACUCCACGUUUGCCUUCAAAGUGAAUAACCUACAAAAGUUGAUUAGCAAAAGCAAUUAGCAGGAGGAAUCGAUUUGGAGGAAUUGAUGUAUUGGGGCAUGGCGACUGUCAAUAGAAGAGACUACAAAUCAUAUGUGGUGAACUCACUCGUGAAAACUUGUGCUUAUACUGCAUAAAAUUUUCCCAUGGUUUUGAGGGUUCAAGUUAAUUUGCUUAUUCUUCCUGGGUGAUGCUGUUAAAAUUUCAGGUUUACAGUAACUGUCUGUGAAAGAAGGCCCUCUUAAAACCUUUCCCUCUAGCAUUUGGAGUGUAAUUCAGGAGAAAAAGAUGCGAUCACUGGAACACGAAGUAUAUUGGCCUGACGUUUCGGACUCUCACUCGAACUUGUUUUAAGCAACUGCGCCUGAUGAUGAGGACGAGUGGGCAUCUGAAACGUCAGGCCAAUAAAAUUUUUAUUCCAAUGAUCGUAUCGUCUUCUUCUGAACUGAUUCCUGGAACUUGCCUGUUCUUUCCUAUCGGGAAUUUUUUUGAACGUAGUAUUUUUUGAACUACACAUUGCCAUUUCACAUACUCUUUCAGCCCCAAAUCAGGGUGUAUUAAUAUCCUUUUAAAAAUUCUUUUUUUUAUACCGCCAAUAAGAUAUAUGCAACCGCUCAUCAAAUAUCCCAAUACAUCUUGGACAACCCAAAAUACUUAAUAAAUUGGCAGAUACGAGAUCGGAGACUUUCAAACAAACGUUUCUUGGUCUCUAAAUUGUGCCUUCCUUCACCCAAACCCUUGCUCUUACGUCUUAUGAUGGUUUGUUGAAUUAUUAAAAUGGUCGAGAUUGCCGUCGGUUAUCCUUUAUAAGGAAAUAGGUGGCGUCAGUUGAAUAGCUAACAUCAUCAGGCAAAACGGUUGUUGCCAAUGCUGCCUUUUUUCCAUUAUUAAGGAAGGCUGCCACCCAAAGGUUAUCACGCCACGGUGUAUGGCUGUAUUUCACGUAAUUUUACCCGAAAACUAGGAGUUAGACGAAUUCAUGGGAGUUUUUACCAAUCCUCUGUUUCGUCCGCCCCACCAAUACCAUCGGAUGGAGUGGCACCUGAUUUGCGUCCUUUGAACUAUUCCCAAAUUCUCAUCCCGUCACGGUUUAUCUGGCGUCAAAUAGCCUUUUUUCGGAUUUGGUUCUGGCACACAUCUAACGGCUUAAGUCUCCGAACUGACAUUCGCCCCCUCUCUUUGCCCGCUGUCGUGAACAUGCGUACGAGAUGAUAAAGUUCCCACUGAUGGAGAAUGUCAGUCUGAAAAUGACUUCUGCCUAUUUACCAUUUAAUUGAAGCUUCUGUUCCGAGGCAGGCUUAGGGUUAGACCGAGUCAAUUUUUGUUCUUCAACCUAAUAGGUUGCUUACCGCAUAUAAUUUCUUCAUUCUGUAGCACACCGUUACCAGGUCGUAUGACUCGAAGGCUCCCGAAACGAAUGGUAUCAAUCCGACGCCGCCGGAGAACGAGGAUGAAGUAAGUCACUUUUUGCCGUUGGUGGACCUUCAUUUUGUCAAUGAUCACUAAGUUAUUGUCACAGGGGUACAUACUUGUGGUUUUUGAAUAGAGAUUGUACGGCAUCUAUUGCGGUUUCGAAAAUCAUGUAAUCUCUAAUAAGUUUGUUGCCAAACGGCAACUGUUGGAGUGAUUAUUCCAGUUUGUCACCUGCGCAAGUACGACGUCUUUCACUGAAGUGAGGGUCCACGCCUGAAUGUUUGCCGCCGGUCAAAUAAUUGUCCAUGUUGGCACGCAUUGGCUUGACCACACUUCUGGACUGUGAACGGUCUCUUCGUUUGUGCCAAGUAUGCCAGCUUCUACGAUGGUCCAAGCAGCCGGGGUCUUUAUUACGGUCUAUUCAGGUUCUCAAGAUUUUUUCUAAUUGUACUAGGAGUUAAGAUAAGGUAUACUUCGCCCAAAUCCAUAGCCGAAGACUUAAAAUCGCAAACUAAUUUUCCUUUGAUAUAAACGAAGUCAAAAAUUUAAACGAUCAAAAACCAGAUGUGUCGAAGAGAGGUCGAUAAUGGGAGAAUAGAAUGAGUAGAAGUCAUUACAAGUAGGAGUAUUCUAAGAAAUCCAAGCACAUUUAACCAACAUGAUAGCUUCAAUGCCGCGGGCAAUGACGUUUGUCAAUGCCCUACAAGGUGGACGUGGAGUCGACUCGCGCAUUAAUUAAUCAUUCAUCUUUCCUGCACCUACAGUAGGUGGGCUAACUCAUGAAAUGCCAACCAGUAUUCCGAAAGGCGUUUUCCGUUCAAAAAGAUUAAUUAAGUAGGGUUGUAAAACUAAUCAAUCUGCAACAUAAUUCUAUAAUAUUUCAGUUACCGCACGAUGCCGGCUUUCGAGUGGACUUCCUUCCGGCUGCAUGCAAAAACUACAUUCUGUAAAAAAGGCUACUUAAGUAGCAUGCAUUUUUCGUAUGGAUUUUCGAUGUCCCUAAAUGCCCAAUUAUAUUUCAGGGAAAACAUGCAUAAAAAAUAUCCAUUCUUUCGCUCAUUAAGUAGACAUUUAAGCCUUAUUCCAAUUUUAUACUCAAAGGAAGGGUAUAAUUCGGUUUUCGAACAAUUUUAUAAUUUCUGAAUAAUUUUGUACCCGCUCUACUGUUACACUUGGAUUCAGGGUCUCCAAAUUACAAAUUGUAUAUUUUUCGCGUACGGGAAACCACACAUUUCUCUGCAGUAGUAAAGGGGACCAUAUAGCGUUCAUAAAAUCAACCAGUGGAUAUGAUCCAUACUGUUAACUUUACAAGCUACAUUGGUAAAUGCAGAGAUAUGACGAUUUAUGAACGACCAUUUCACGGUAUUUAAAAGUCCCACUAUUAGAAACUUGUUUAAAACCUAAUUACGCCCUUUUUUCGAGUAUGAAAUCGGAAGAAGAUGACAUUUUCUACCGAAUGAGCGAAAGAAUGAAUAUUUUGAAAUAUAAUUGGACUUUAAGGGGCAUCGAAAAUCAACGAGUAAAAUGCAUGCUACUAAAGUAGUCAUUUUUACAGAGUGUAGUUUUUUCAUGCAGCCGUAAGGAAAUUCAUUCGAAAGCCGGCAUCCUGCGGUAACUGGAUUAUUAUAGAAUUAUGUUGCAGGUUGACUAGUUUUACAACCCUCCUUAAUUAAUCUUUUCGAAACGAAAACGCAUUUCGGAAUACUGGUUGGCAUUUCAUGAGUUAACCCACCUUCUGCAGGACAAAUCAGUAUCAAGACGCAACCGGUGGGCAUGGACGCAGUGGUCUGUCUACGCGUGCCCCACACGGGCUUGCAGAUGCUAAAAACGCACUAGGUCACAUUUUUAGAGCAUCUUCGGGUUUUCUUUGGUGGGAAUCCCAUAAGGACCUCAUCAAGAAGUAGCCACUGACGCCGGGCCCCGGCCUAGGAAGGGCUGAGUUGUUCCGUCCAUUGGUAACCUCCCAAGCAACGAUUCUUAGCGCAUCGUGGUCUCUUUAAUCGUUUUGAAGUUAUUGUAAUGAGUAAUGUCCCGAUAUGUCGUGAUGAUGAAGUCCCAAUAUCGGUUUCAGUCCUCCAUAUACCAAGUACCAACGGACUGUCCGGUCCUGUCAACCAUGGAGUUGGACGCGGCAACUGAUUUAACGUGAGGCUCCGUCAAAGGCGUGCCACUCACAUGUGCGUCAGUCGUUAAGGCCGCGUAGACACGACCCAGUCCGAUAAAAUCGUGCCAGUUUGACCUGCCUUUGAUCCGCCAGACUUGCUAAGUAGCCUGUGUUGGGGGCUGUGUUAGUGUGCCAUUAGAGUGUAAUGAUGUAGGGAUGUCUGAACCAUUGUGGCUGUUAUAAAUUAUCGUGUCGACCAAAAUCUGUAUUCCAUGCGGCAAUUCGGAUAGGUAAGGAAACGACAAUCUUUUGACGCCCCGGAGCACAGUUGACAGAGUUGGGGCCCGUGACCUGGAGACAUACCUUAAGGCUCUGGAACUAACUGAAUACUGGUUCAAUUUUGUCCUUCGCGGCCAUGGAAUUGAAGUAGUUUGACUGCCUGACAGCUCACAUAUGACAGGACUUAUCAUUAGAGACCGUUUGGCUCUUGGCGGCAAACUUUCACUAACUGUGCCUACUUUGUCGGAUAAUAACCAUGCUAUUUUCUGUUUAAUUGGAGUCGUCGACUUCGCGGGAAUCAAAAUUAUUUCUGCCAGAUAUAAAACUCUACUCAGCAUCCAACAAUUAAACCACGCAAGGUCGUAAAAUCAUUUACAUUGUAUUUGUUCUGCCAACAAGAUCGUGUUCCCGUAGCAGUUUUGGCGUAAUGGUAAGUCACAUGGCGCGUAGACGUAUUAUUAUUCAUAAUCUUACCUUUCAAGAAAUCAGGUACGGUGCUCUCCGAGCUUCCUGGACACAAACGUAGACGACACUCUUUGAAGACUGAAAAGUUUCUGUGUAUUUUUGGGAAUGUUUUUGUCUCAGAUGACGUCAUGGGUCGUUUUUGUUAAUGUAUUUAGGAAUAAAAUACCUGUUCGCAAGAGUACCUGACCACACUUUUCGGCUGCAGUCGACUUUCACACACUGAGGAUAUGAGCGAAGAAACAGGGAAAAAACGAGACCGAGUCAGACUUAAUUCGAUUUCCAUGUGUUGGUAGCAGUAUCGUGAGAAAAUGGGUAAUAAAAUAAUAUUGCAAACUUGUAAAUGGGAAAUACGAUUGAGAUACUUCCGUGGUAUGCAUCGAGGUAGACAUGACAAGCAGUGCUCCUUAUGACAGAGAUUCAGGCCUCAAGGAACUGUCGCAGGUGCGAACCAGGCCAAUAGGUCAAGCAGCAUCGCUUUCGAAAUACACCUAAGGGCGAGGAGUUUGAAUCAUGCUUUUGGUCGGUUGGUUUAUGUUCACUGAGAUGAAUGCCAGGUCGUUAUGCAAUAUCAACCCGCUCAAUGGCUUCAGCUAACAGCGCAGCCCUAUUGGUUUGUCGAUGUAGGGUCUUCGACUGUCUACUAACGUUUUGAGCGACUCAAGAAUAAGCACUUUCUACUUAACUGUGUCCUGUUCGUAUGCUCUGCUUCUUCCUGUACGUAGGGUGACCCCAAUACUAUUCAAAAACGCUUAGUAAAAGCCAACACCUAAUGUCUGCCACAUCUUAGAGCGCGUACGCGUUCUAACUCCAGUAGACAGGCAUGUGUUGGUGGCUUUUGCUGACGACGCAGCAGCAGACGUUGGCUGCGUAUCGUGCGUUUCGUGCUUUCUGUGUGUACUCCACGGUCAAACCUGCGCAUACCCCGGGAAUUUCGUGUUUGAUUCAGGAGGCACUCCUCCCCCCGCAACUUUUCCCUAAAUACCCUCCUAACACACAGAGGGUGGAAAAAUCGAUACCCGCAUGCUUCGGACUGACUCACGGACACUUUUUUCCAGAACACGAAUACUUGCUUUGUGAGAAGUAUGCUCGAACUGAUAUUGUGACCUCCAUUCACCUAGCGCGUCAACCUGAACCUUUUGCCUGCCGCACGGAAAGGAACAUUUUUAUGCUGAAAAAGCCCCUGAAAACGGUCCCUUGGCAUGAACUACAUUUUAGACGUAAAUACAAAUCAUGCUUGCAGAAAGGUCAGUAGCGAAUUCGCUCGCAAGUUGAUUGUAUUUUCACCAUGUUUCGUCACCUAUUGCAUAUUCCCCACCGCAUUAGCCAGACAUGUGACCCGCAAUGACAGUACCACUGUCUGCUUCAGACCGGUAACCGGGCUUACAGCGGUUGCGUAACCCAAUAAGGACGGCACCAGAAAACCGAUUCUCGUGAGUUCAGGGGGCUGACCUAAAACCUGUAACCCCUGGCUUCUCGUGGUGUCAUCGUUAGUUUCGAGUAAACGGGGCCCUACGUCCCCAUAAAAUGCUAUUGGACGAGAGCUGUACUCUAGCAAGCGCCGCCAGUUAGUAACUGACGACGCGAUAGUGGCCACAUUCAUAGAGGUUCCACCAGGUUCGUGGUUUAAUGGUGUGUUCGGCUUUACGCUGAAUUACCAGGAGGUCUGGGUUCGAGUUGCGGGUUGUUCAAAGCCCAGUCGGGUAUGGCUGACUGACAACGACUGGCGAGCAAGGGACGACCAUUUCAGUCUUUUUGUCUAUUCGACACUUCGUCUGCAUAGUUACUUGUCGCCUUGCGGCUGCCUGCGGGCCUCUAGAGUGGAAAUCAAAGGUAAGACGGGAUGAACACUGUAACCUCAUAGGUGAGCAACUCUCCGACGCCAAUCCCUGGACAGACUAAGAGGAGUCCUCCAAAUUUUACGAAUUUUCGGUCGGCGCCGAAGAUGUGCCUAACAACCAAUUUUCACUGAUGGCUCGGAGAUCCGCUUUGUGAUUUUCGUCCUGCAAUCAGUAGAGACCGAUUCACGACAUUACCAUGUGAAGCGGCAAUCCCCAUCUUAACUGGCAUGACAUGGGCCUUACUCCAUGAGUAACUGAUCUGGAUAUGCCAUUACUGGCGGUUGUAGAAUCAUCAUUUACCAAUGACCAAUAAUUCAGAAACGAUCGUUUCAACAUCUCUGUCCUUGUCAGUAAAACUUUUCGCUUACUCCGCUUAUGUGCAUCGACCUCACCGAAUGAGUCUGAUUUAUUCCGGUUGUCUUCUGUGUCUUGUUCUUUUCCGAGGGCCAUCUUGGUGCGUCUCUAAGUCGCGUGGGCAUUCUUCAAAGCAGACACCGCUACAUAGUGGUCGCUAUGUUUGUCAUCUCUGGAGGACACAAGAAAGCAUAUGCCGCAGUUAAUUACAAGCAGACAAUUCGCACUCCAGUUGAUCCAGUUCCUGACGACUCAUAGUUCUUAAUAGCCAACAAUAGUCACUCGUUGCCGGAGUAUUGUGAUGCCUCCUCAAUUUUGGAAACUGAACACAGCUCAUAUAAAAAAGUUUUCGAAGAUCCAACUUUUUCACUGAGAGGGAUAAAUGCCGACUGCUCGCUAGUGAGCUGGUAUUUGUUCUCUGCGACAGACAAGUACGGGACACUGGAUCCCCAGUAGCUGACUGGGAUUCAAAUGCGGACUGUGUUUUCGACCUAGUAAAUUUAUAAUGUACUAAUUUAAGCAGUCCUUCUGGUUAAUAUAUGGAAAAGUGUAGAUAUGACCUCACCUAUAAUGUAAAGUUCGCGUUUUUUUAUUGUUAUGACCGUUGGAAGAACUAUCCACGAUAAAUGCGAAACUUCGAAAACAGAACGUUUAUCUGCGAAAUUAGUUUAAAUCGCGAACCUUCUUAUGUUUUACCCCUGCCCGGCAUUGCGGUGUUAGGAAGGUGGAGGUAUUGCGCCAAUUCACGCGGUUUGUUGUUUGAAUCUGUCUGGUGAUAAAUCGUUUGCUGGACGACCUCAACAAGCAUAUUAACCAUGAACAUACCAUCAGCCUAGAUUUUUGCAGUACGCACUACAUUGUUUCAAAAUAUUUAAAUGCGCAGAUGUGGCCAAAACAAAGGUUCAAUGUGACUUCUUUACUGUGAUUAUUUCCAGGCCCUGAAUCGCGCUAUUCAACAGACGACGCAGUUGGAUUCCGACGCGGUGGUAAUCAACGGCUCCAGUCACAUCCGGAGAGACGGCGACACUAGGGUACCGACGGAAGAACACUGA
This is a messenger RNA of Spirometra erinaceieuropaei, 49578 nucleotides long. Lineage: Eukaryota; Metazoa; Platyhelminthes; Cestoda; Diphyllobothriidea; Diphyllobothriidae. The record is from the annotation of a GenBank genome assembly.